AUGGGAUUGUUUCGGUUCCACAGGAAGGAUUAUGUUUCCUGUCACCUGGAGAUCGAGAGCAGCCUUCAUGCUGACGCCGGCGUGUACAAAGUCACUCUGGAGAACAAACUUGGAGCUGCCAGCGCCACCAUCAACGUCAAAGUCAUCGGUCUUCCUGGUCCCUGUAAGGAGAUCAUAGCCUCUGAGAUCACAAAGAGCUCCUGCAAAGUGUCCUGGGAUCCUCCAGACUACGACGGCGGCAGCCCAAUUCUUCACUACGUCCUGCAGCGGCGUGAGGCCGGCAGGAGGACUUACGUCAACAUGAUGUCCGGAGAGAACAAGGUGAGCUGGAACGUCAAAGACCUGAUCCCUAACGGAGAGUACUACUUCAGAGUUCAGGCUGUGAACAAGAUCGGAGGAGGAGAGUUCGUCGAGCUCCGCAACCCAGUCAUCGCAGAGGACCAGAAACACGCUCCGGACCCACCAGUGGAUGUGGAGACCCAUAACCCCACAUCCAGCACCAUCACUCUGACCUGGAAGCCUCCCAUGUAUGACGGUGGCUCGAAAAUCAUGGGCUACAUACUGGAGAGGCAACAAAAGGGCGAGGACAAGUGGGAGAGGUGCAACGACUUCCUAGUGCCUGUCCUCUCCUACACCGUCAGAGGACUGAGGGAGGGAAAGAACUACGCCUUCAGAGUCAGAGCCGAAAACUCAGCCGGGGUCAGCGAACCGUCACGUGGCACGCUAUUCGUUAAGAUCUCAGAAGCUGUUGAUGCUCCAAAGGUUUUCCUGAGCGGCAGCCUGCAGUCAGGUCUCAGCGUGAAGCGCGGCUGUGAGAUCUGCCUAGAUGCCAACAUCUCCGGCUCACCAUACCCCGAGAUCACCUGGUACUGCAACAACCAGGUGAUCCGGCCCGAGCCGCUCCGCAAGAGGCCCGAAAAGCCUCUGAAGAAGAAGGUGGAGAAGAAAGAGGAGAAGAAGGAAGUCGAGGAGAAGAAGGAAGUCGAGGAGAAGAAAGAAGGAGAGGUGAAGGAAGGAGAAGAGAAAAAAGAUGGAGAGGAGAAGAAGAAAGAGGAGGAGGCAGCAGAGCCGGAGGUGGAGGAGUCUGACUACCCAACGAUAAACGAGCGCCUGGCCAUCGACAACCACCGCAGAGGUACUUCCUCCAUCGUCAUCAGGGACUCGAUCCGCGCCGACCACGGCGUCUACAUGGUGAAGGUGGAGAACGACCAUGGCAAAGCCUCGGCAACCUGCGAGGUCAACGUGCUUGAUACUCCCGGUCCUCCCGUCAACUUCAGAUUCGAGGAGGUGAGGAAGAACUCUGUGGUCUGCAGGUGGGAUCCUCCACUGGAUGACGGCGGCAGCGAGAUCCUCAAUUACACCCUGGAGAAGAAGGAUAACUCGAAGCUGGAAUUCGGCUGGAGCAGCGUCACCACCACACUGAGAGGAUGCAGAUACCUGGUGCCCAAACUCAUUGAGAAGAAGGAGUACAUCUUCAGGGCCGUGGCCGAGAACAAGUUCGGUGCCGGACCCGCCUGUGUCUCCAAACCACUCAUCGCCAAGAAUCCUUUCGAUCCUCCCGAGGCUCCUGAAAAGCCACAGAUCGAUGACAUCACAGCCCACAGCAUGCUCGUCACCUGGAACAUGCCAAACGACAAUGGCAGCCCCAUCGUGGGAUACUGGGUGGAGCGUCGUGAGAUCAACAGCUCACACUGGGCUCGUGUUAACAGGAACAUCGUCCCCGACACUGAGCUGAACGUUGAGGGUCUGCUCGAGGGCCUGACUUACAUCUUCAGGGUGGCAGCUGAAAACCAAGCCGGCCCAGGAAAGUUCAGCGCCCCGUCUGAACCCCAAACAGCCCAAGCUCCGAUUUUACCUCCUGGACCACCUGUCGCCCGAGUGGCGUCAACCACUGACCACUCCAUCGACGUGGAGUGGGACCCACCUGCUGACAACGGUGGAGGAGAGAUCCUGGGGUACCAUGUGGACAAGGCCAUGGCCGGUACCAAGGACUGGUCCAGGUCCACAGAGCGUCCCUGGAAGACCCGGUUGUUCACAGUCUACGGAGUCCGUGAGGGAGCCAAAUACCUGGUGAGAGUCAUCGCCUGCAACGCAGCAGGAGAGGGAACACCAGGAUUCACAGAGUCUGUGUUCGUCAGGAAUCCUGCAGAGUUGCCAGUUAUUGAAAUGGACCUAUCAGUCAAGAAUGGCAUUAUAAUCAGAGCCGGAGAGAACCUUCGUGUUCCCGCUACAGUGACAGGUAAACCCUACCCCUCCCUCACCUGGACCAAGGAUGAUGGUAAACCCGACAAAGACCGUGUGGAGAUUCUGACUGAAGGCAACGAUAGCGUUGUUUCAAUCAACAACGUCCAGAGGAAGGACUGCGGCAAAUACCAAAUCUCUGCCUGCAACCCCAGUGGAAAGAAGUCUGCUUGGACCAGAGUGGAGGUCAUGGACGUCCCUGGACCUGUCACAGACCUGAAGCCUGUUGUAGUCACUCGUAAGAUGAUCUUCCUGAACUGGGAUGACCCUGUGGACGACGGAGGCAGCGACCUGACAGGCUUUGUCGUUGAGCGAAAAGACGCCAAGAUGCACACGUGGAGGCAGCCCGUUGAAACUGCCUCAUCCAAGUGCGAGUGUGUUGGCAUCAUGGAGGGACAGGAGUACAUGUUCCGCGUUAUUGCCAAAAACAAGUAUGGAAUGGGGCCGCCCGUCGAGCUGGGACCACUCAAAGCUGUGGAUCCGCAGGGUCCACCAUCGUACCCUGAGAAGUUCCAUUACACUGAGCGCACCAAGAACUCCAUUACAUUGGCCUGGAAGCCGCCACGUAAUGACGGCGGCAGCCCGGUCAUCGGAUACUUCGUAGAGAAGAAGAGGCAGGACCAGCAGGCCUUCGAGCCAUGUAACACAGAGAUCUGCCCCAACAUGACCAUGACCGUGGAGGGCCUGGAAGAUGCCUGGAUGUACGAGUUCAGGAUCAAGUGUACUAACCUUAUCGGAGAGAGCGAGCCGUCCACGCCACUCACUGUGGUCAUCCAAGAUGAUGAAGUGGCUCCUGAGGUCCACAUGCUGAAGCACUUCAAGGGGGACUCCAUUACCGUGAAAAAGGGCGAACCCAUCGAGCUCCCCGCCGACAUCCUGGGACUCCCCAUCCCUAAGAUUGAGUGGACCAAAAAUGAUGUGGUCAUAGAUAAGCCAACCGAGACUCUGCUUAUCGAAACAGAGGUGACGGGCAGGAUGAACGCCAAGACGAUGCUGUCCAUCCCAGCAGUCAACAGGAGGGACCGUGGCAGCUACACUGUCUCUGCCUCCAACAACAUGGGCUCAGCCAAACACACCACCUUUGUCAUGGUGCUGGACCGACCACUCCCACCCAGGAACGUGAUGGUGUCCAACAUCAAGGCGGAGUCCUGCUACCUCCAGUGGGAUGCACCUCUGGACGAUGGCGGCAGCGAACUGACCAACUACAUUGUUGAAAAGAAAGAAGUGAUGAUGGAGGAGCCGGAGCUGGAAGAGGGACAGGAAGCUCCAGCUGAGCCACAGUGGGUGGAGGUUACCAACAGCAUCAUUGAGAAGAAAUACACGGUGUGGAACCUGGAGACCAGCAAGACAUACUUGUUCCAGGUCCGAGCUGAGAACCGCUACGGUAAAUCUGACCCCUGUGUGACAGAGCAGGUCCAGAUCACGGACCCCUUCGGCCUCCCCGGCCCUCCAGAGAAACCGACCAUCGCGGAAUAUAACAAGACCUCCAUGACCCUGACCUGGGAGCCUCCCAGGGACAAUGGUGGCUCCAUGAUUAUUGGCUACUGGCUGGAGAAGAGAGAGAAAGGAACCAGCUACUGGGCCAAAGUCAACAAGGUGCCGGUCACUAAGAGGGGCGCGAAAGGCUGGGAGUACCAGGUGACUCGUCUGUUUGAAGGAACUGAGUACGAGUUCAGAGUUGCUGCCUGCAACUCUGCAGGAGCUGGACCAUUCAGUGGACCGUCCGACUCUGCCUUCGCCGUCAAUCCAAUCACUCCUCCCAGCAUGCCCGCUGCUCCUGAGGUGGCUGAUAAGACGAAGCACAAUGUCACUCUGAGCUGGAAACCACCGGAGAGCGACGGAGGAAGUCCCAUCAAGGGUUACAUUGUCCAGAUCCAGAAUGAAGGUUCCUCAGAGUGGGUGAGGGUGAACGACCCCGACACCCUUCACCCCACCACUGAGUACACAGUGCCCAGCCUCCGUGAGCUGAAACGCUUUCGCUUCAGGAUCAUCGCCGUCAAUGACAUCGGCGAGUCCGACCCCAGCCCUCGCACCGGCGAGGUUCUGAUCGAGGAUAUCCAGCUCGGACCGUCCAUCUCCAUUGACGUGCUUGUCGACGACCUGCUCUGCAUUCGUGCUGGUGAUCCUAUCAAGAUCCCUGCCACCAUUAAGGGACGCCCAGCUCCCAAGGUCACCUGGGACUUUGAUGGCAAAGCCAAGUCGCACAAGAAGAACAAACUGCACACGCUGCCUGUCGACUCUGAGGUCGAGUCCACUGACACCACGUCUGUCGUGAUCGUCCCUGUGAGUCUGAGGAGCCACUCCGGACGUUACACCAUCACUGCAAAGAACAAGUCUGGACAGAAACAUGUGAACGUCAGAGUCAAUGUCCUCGACGUCCCCGGACCUCCAAAAGAGCUGAGGGUUACUGACAUAACUCGGGCUACCAUGAGGCUGAUCUGGAAACUGCCCGAUAAUGACGGAGGAGAGAGAAUUAAGAGCUACUUCAUAGAGAAGAGAAGUGUCACUGACAAGGCCUGGACCAAGGUGAACGCAGCUUGUGCCAGUCAGGCGUACGUGGUGCCAGGUCUGCUGGAGGGUCAGAACUACCUGUUCAGGGUCCGAGCUGAGAAUAGACUCGGAUUUGGUCCGUUCACCGUCACCACAGAACCUGCUCAGGCCAGAGAUCCCAUCUACCCCCCCGACCCCCCCACCAAGCUGAAGGUUAACCUGGUGACAAAGACGACCGUGACUCUGAGCUGGGAGGCACCCAAAAACAACGGCGGCUCCCCAGUGAAGCAUUACAUCAUUGAGCGUCUGAGCUGGGACACCAGCGGCAAAGAGAAGGAGACGUGGAAACAGUGCAACAAGAGAGAUGUUGAGGAGCUCACCUUCGUGGUGGAGGACCUGAAAGAGGGAGGAGAAUAUGAGUUCAGGGCGAAAGCUGUGAACGCUGCCGGACCCAGCCGACCCUCUUCCACCGUGGGACCCAUGCUCAUCAAGGAUCAAACAUGUGCUCCCACCAUCGUGUUGCGUGAGGCCAUGGAGGGCGAGGAGGGCUGUGAUGUCAGCGUGGUGGCAAAGGUGAGUGGCUGUCCGUUCCCCACACUCACCUGGAAGAUGGCCAGCCUUGCCAAACCUGACGAGAAGGCUGCUGUCCAGUACGGCCAGCACAUCAGCAAACUGGUGACGCAGGACAAAUGCACGCUACUGAUCCAGCAGGCCAGUAGGCACGACAGUGCCCUCUACAGCCUGACGGCCAGCAAUAGCCUGGGCACAGUCACCAAGGACAUCAAGCUCUCAGUGCUGGGACCUCCUGGCCAGCCCGUUGGACCAAUCACAUUCACCGAGGUGUUUGCAGACAGGAUUGGCCUGGCCUGGCACCCUCCAACAGACGACGGAGGAUCCAAGAUCACCAACUAUGUGGUUGAGAAGCGCGAGGACAACAGGAAGUCUUGGGUCCAUGUUUCCAACGACCCCAAGGAGUGCGCGUAUGUGGUCACCCGUCUGACAGAGAACCACGAGUAUGAGUUCCGGGUCAUGGCCCAGAACAAGUUCGGAGUUGGGCCUCCACUGGUCAGCGCAGCGGAGAAGGCCAGAAACCUGUUCACUGUCCCGGGUCAGUGUGAGAAACCGACUGUGACCGAGGUCUGUCUCGAGUCAAUGACCGUCAACUGGGAUGAGCCAAAGUACGACGGCGGCUCCUCCAUCACUGGCUAUAUUGUUGAGAAGAAAGAGACCACCGCAAAGCGCUGGGCCCGUGUUACACGCGACCCGAUCCGAGCACUGCCAAUAGGCAACAACUGGGAUGUCACUGGCCUGCUGGAUGGUGCCCUAUAUCAGUUCAGGGUCAUCGCCGUCAACGCCGCUGGCUGUGGUCUCCCCAGUGUUCCCUCGGACCCUGUCCUCUGCAGAGACCCCAUCAAACCUCCCGGACCCCCGACUCCGAAGGUGACAGACUGGACAAAGUCAACGGUGGAGCUGGAGUGGAUCCCUCCUCUGGUGGACGGAGGGUCAAAGGUCACUGGCUACAUCGUAGAGUUCAAGGAAGUGAAUAAGGAGGAGGAGGAGAAGAAAGCCCAGAGGAGGCUGCUAUUGAGUGACGUCGAAGAGGAGAAGGAGCCAGAGACCGAGGAGAGCUGGACCAAGGCAAAGGAAACAGAAAUCAGAGGAACCAAAUUUGUGGUUGAUGGCCUGAAGGAAGGCGGUCUGUACAGAUUCCGAGUCCGAGCCGUGAACGCUGCCGGAGUGGGAGAUGCAGGACUCGUGUCAGAGCUGAUCGAAGUCAAAGACAGAACAAUUCCUCCUGAGAUGGACCUGGAUGCCUCGGUGAAGGAGAGGAUUGUGGUCCACGCUGGAGGCACCAUCCGUAUCAUCGCCUACGUGUCUGGUAAACCCGCCCCACAGAUCACCUGGUGCCGAGAAGAAGCCGAGGUGCCCAAAGAGGCCGUGGUAGAGACGACGGGCAUCUCCAACUCGUUGGUCAUCAAGAACUGCAGACGCCAGCACCAGGGCAUCUACACCCUGAGUGCCAAGAAUGAGGGAGGAGAGAGGAAGAAGGCCGUCAUGGUCGAAGUCCUGGACGUCCCUGGACCCGUUGGUCUUCCCUUCGCCGGUGAGAACCUCACCACGGACUCCUGCAAGUUAACCUGGUGCUCCCCCGAGGACAAUGGCGGAUCGGCCAUCACCAACUACAUUAUUGAGAAGAGGGAGUCGGACCGCAUGGGCUGGACAUCGGUGUCCUACACAGUGACGAGGAACAACGCAGUGGUUCAGGGACUCAUUGACGGGAAGGGCUACUUCUUCAGGAUUGCAGCCGAGAACAUCAUUGGCAUGGGACCAUUCAUCGAGACAGACAAGAUGGUUCUCAUCAAGGAUCCCAUCUCUGUCCCAGAGCGUCCAGAGGACCUGUUCGUCACCGCCGUUACCAAGGACUCCAUUUCUGUCACCUGGAGACCGCCCAAGUACGACGGUGGUGCUGAAGUGACCGAGUACGUCCUGGAGUCCCGCAUGCUCGGCCGGGACUACUUUAUACGCGUAGGUGCUGGGGACAAACUGAUGGACAGGAAGUUCACACUGACCGGGCUGAAGGAAGGAUCGAGCCAUGAGUUCAGAGUCUCUGCCAUCAACCAGGUGGGACAAGGAAAACCGUCCUUUGCCACCAAACCGGUGCAGUGCAAGGACGAGAUCGAACCUCCCACUCUGGACCUGGACUUUAGAGACAAGACAAUGGUGAAGGUUGGAGACAGCUGCACACUUUCGGGACGCUACAGUGGCAAACCGGCCCCAACCGUCAGCUGGAAGAAGAACGACGAGGAGCUGAAGGCAGAUGAGGAGAUCAACCUCCACAGCACCACCCGCCAUCUCAGCCUGAACAUCAGCAAAGCCAAGAGAGAGCACAGUGGCUGCUACUGCGUCAGUGUGGAGAAUGUCGCCGGAGCUCGCACAGGAAUCUGCACCAUCACUGUGGUUGACCGUCCUCAGCCUCCAGAGGGGCCUGUGGUCUUUAAUGAGGUCUACAGGAACUACAUGGUGAUCUCGUGGAACCCGCCUCUGGAUGAUGGAGGCUGCGCCAUCUCUAACUACAUCAUCGAGAAGAGAGACACCAACAGAGACCUUUGGAUGCCCGUCACUGCUUCCUGUACCAGGACGUCCUGCAGGGUGCCGAAGCUGAUCGAGGGUCGUGAUUACAUCAUCAGGAUCAUGGCUCAGAACAUCUAUGGCAUCAGCGAGCCACUCCUGUCUGCAGAGAGCAAGGCUAGAGACUUGUUCAAGGUGCCUGAUGCUCCUAGACAGCCCACAGUGAAAGAGGUGUACCAUGACUCCGCCCUCAUCAGCUGGGAACCACCUGCAGACGGAGGAAAACCCAUCACAAGCUACAUUGUGGAGAGGAAGGAGACCAUGGCCAACAGGUGGGUGCGAUGCAACACGGACAGAAUCCAUCCGAAGGUGGAGUACUGGGUGACGGAGCUGCUACAAGGUUGCGAGUAUGAGUUUCGAGUCAGUGCUGAGAACGAGGUGGGAGCCGGCGACCCAAGUCCACCGUCCAAACCCGUCUUCGCCAAAGAUCCAAUAGUGAAACCUGGUCCACCAGUGAACCUCGAGGCCAUCGACUUCACCAAGGAGUCGGUGACUCUGUCCUGGGACCCGCCCACUGACACCGGCAGAGGAAAGAUCUUUGGAUACCUGCUGGAGUUCCAGAAAGCUGGAGAGGAGGAGUGGCAAAAGGUGAACCAGACUCCAGACUCCUGCCAGGAGACCAAAUUUAAGGUGAUCAACCUGGAUGAUGGCGCUCUUUACCGCUUCAGAGUCAAGGCUGUCAACGCUGCUGGAGAGUCGGACCCAGCUAACUUGAAAGAGCCAAUCAGAGUGCAAGACAGACUUGAACCUCCAGAGCUAAUUCUGGAUGCCGGAAUGACCCGAGAGAUCAAGGCCCUGUCAGGCACUCACAUCACUCUGAUGGCAACCAUCAAAGGUGCCCCGUUCCCCACGGUAACCUGGAAGAAGAACGAGGCUGAUGUUCCCACCAGGGCGGACAUUGAGACCAACCAAGCAGGCACUAAGCUGGAGAUGAGGUUCUGUAACCGUGGUGACUGUGGAGACUACACCCUGAAUGUGGAGAACCCAGCCGGAUCCAAGACCGUCACCUGCACCGUACUGGUCCUGGACAAACCUGGACCCAUUCAGCACCUCCGGGUGUCAGAUGUCAGAAAUGACUCUGCCUACCUUUCCUGGAAGGACCCAGAAGACAGCGGCGGUACUCGCAUUACAAACUUUGUGGUGGAGAAGAAAGACACAGCAUCCACUCAGUGGGUCCCCGUCUGCUCCACAUCCAAGAAACGCAGCAUGAUGCUGAAGCACCUGAUGGAGGGCACGUCCUAUGUGUUCAGAGUCGCUGCUGAGAACCAGUAUGGCCGCAGCGAGUACGUUGAGACGCCAAAGGCCAUCAAGGCAAUGAACCCACUCUUCCCUCCUGGUCCUCCCAAAGACCUGCACCAUGACAACGUGGACAAGACUGAGGUGUGGUUGGUCUGGAACUGGCCUGACCGCAAUGGAGGAAGUGAGAUAACAGGCUUCCUGGUGGAGUAUCAGGAGGAGGGAGAGAAGGAGUGGGAUGAAUGGAAGAUUGUCAGCAUCCCUGAGAGUCAUGUGACUGGCCUGGAGGAAGGAAAGACCUACCGCUUCAGAGUGAGGGCAGAGAAUGCCAUUGGCCUGAGCAGACCCGACACCACCGUGCCCAUCCUCUGCCAGGAGAGACUGGUGCCUCCAAUCGUUGAGGUGGACGUUAAGCUCACUGAAGGCAUCAUUGUGAAGGCCGGCACCACCAUUAGGCUGCCAGCUAUCAUGAGAGGAAUCCCUGUUCCCACUGCCAAGUGGACCAUUGAAGGAGAGGAGAUCACCACCCAGGGCAACAUCAAGAUAGACACUGACAACUUCUCCACUGUGCUCAGCAUCAAUGAGUGCACAAGGAACCACACUGGCACUUACCUGCUUACUGUAUCCAACCCAGCUGGAACAAAGACAGUGGCCUUAAACGUCACUGUCCUGGAUGUUCCAGCUGCUCCCAUUGGACCUGCCAACAUCCUGGAGGUCACUCCUGACUCAAUGACGAUUGAAUGGCGCCCUCCCAAGGAUGAUGGCGGUAGCCCUGUCACCAACUACAUUGUGGAGAAGAGGGAGUCGAGCAAGGAGACUUGGGGAGGUGUAAUCUCAGGAAGCCUCGCUACCCAGCUCAGGAUAACCCGCCUACAGAAGGGAGCGGAAUAUGUUGUUCGCAUUCGUGCUGAGAACAAGAUGGGAAUUGGUGCUCCUCUGGAGACCAAACCCACUGUUGCUGAGCACUCCUUCAUGCCACCUAGUCAGCCUGGUAAGCCACAGACCUCUGACAUUUCAGAGGAUGCUGUCACAGUUGGCUGGACCAUGCCCCUGUCUGAUGGCGGCAGCCAGAUCAAUGGCUACAUAAUUGAGCGCAGACACAAGGGAGGAAAAUGGAUCCGUGUCAAUAAGACACCUUGCAAAGACCUGAGGUACAGAGUCCUGGGUCUGUUUGAGGGCAAUGAGUACGAGUUUAGAGUGUUUGCUGAGAAUAUCGCUGGCUACAGUGGACCCUCCCCCAUCUCUGACCCGUGCAAGCCCUGCAGGCCUAUCACCGUCCCCAGUCCCCCUGUGAACCCCAGAGUUAAAGAUUACAGCAAAACCACUGCAGACCUGGUCUGGACCAAACCCAAUAAAGACGGCGGCAGCCCCAUCCUGGGCUACAAUGUGGAAAUGAAGAAAGCAGAUACUGACGAAUGGAAAAAAGUGAACCUGGAAGACUUUGUCAAGCAGUGUGCCUAUAGCGUGAAGGGACUGGAAGAGGGCGUGACCUACAGAUUCAGAGUUUGUGCCUCAAACAUGAUUGGAGAUGGAGAGCCCAGAGAAAUCCCAGAAUCCAUCACUACACAGGAUAUCCUCAUCCCACCAGAGAUAGAGAUGGAGGCCUCCUGCAGAGAGCGUGUCAUUGUGCGUGCCGGACACAACAUCAACAUCAUUGGUUACAUUAGGGCCCGUCCUGACCCUGAGGUAAUUUGGUCAAAGGAGGAGACAGUUCUGGAGAACAACAAACGUGUCACCAUCACUCAGAACUUCCCCUUGGUCCACCUGAAGAUUAAGGAGGCCACAAGAGCUGACCAUGGCAAAUACGUCCUUAAGGCUUCAAAUGUAGGCGGGGAGGCCUCCUGCGCAAUCACAGUCAAUGUGCUCGACAGACCCAGCCACUGUCAGAACCUGCACAUUACCUAUGCAACCAAGGACUCAUGCAUGAUCAACUGGGAGACCCCUCAAGACAAUGGUGGAUCUGAGAUCACCAACUACAUUGUGGAAUGCCGUGAGCCUAGCAUUAGCAUGUGGUCUAUGAUCUCCUCCAACUGCAGAAAUCGCAAGAUCAAGGCAAAACUGAUGGAGGGCCAUGAGUACCUGUUCCGUGUCUGUGCGGAGAACAAGUUAGGACCCGGUCCAACUGUUGAGACCAAGACCCCUCUGCUGGCCAUUGACCCCAUUGAAAAGCCUGGAGAGCCUGAGAACUUCAGAGCCACCGACAUUGGUAAGAACUACGUCAAUCUGAGAUGGAGGAAGCCUGACUAUGAUGGUGGAAGCCCCAAUCUCUCCUACAACCUGGAGUGCAAAGUCAAAGAUGCUGAGGAGUGGGAGAAACUCAGCACUGGCACUCUCACCAAUACCUUCUUCCUGGCUGACCAGUGUGUAGAGAAUAAGACGUACACUUUCAGGGUGCAGACUGUUAAUGAGGGAGGUGAAAGUACCUGGGUGGGACUUCCUAAUAUUGUGGUUAGGGAAGAGAUCCAGAAGCCUGUCAUUGACCUGAAGCUGGCUGGAACUCUGACAGUGAUGGUUGGAGAGUCGGUCAGGAUGGAGGCUGGGCUGAGAGGAAAACCCCAGCCUGAGGUCAAAUGGACGAAAGACAAGGCUGUUGGAGACAACCCUAGAAUCAGCUAUGAGACUGGGCCCGACUACUCCAAGUUCCUCAUGACCAAGUCCAGACGCACUGACACAGGAAAAUAUAUCAUCACUGCCACUAACUCGGCUGGCACCUUCACAGCAUACGCCAACGUUAAUGUCCUGGAUGUCCCCGGACCUGUAAGGAACCUGAGGGUUACAGGCCUAAGUGCUGACAAGUGCAGAGUGGUGUGGGAUGCUCCAGAGGAUGAUGGAGGUUGUGAGGUGGAUAGCUACAUCCUGGAGAAAUGUGAGACCAGGAGGAUGGUUUGGUCAACAUACUCAUCCUCUGUGGUUACGCCGUACUGCAAUGUCACUCGUCUCGUGGAGGGCAAUGAGUACAUCUUCAGAGUGAGGGCUGAGAACAAGAUGGGAACCGGCCCUGCCAUGGAGAGCAAGCCUGUCACUGUCAAGACUCAGUUCAACAAACCUGGGCCCCCUGAGGCCCCAGAGGUCACCAAGGUGAGUAAAGACGAGAUGACAGUGGUGUGGGCUCCUCCUGAGAGCGAUGGAGGAAAGUCAAUCACUGGUUACAUCCUGGAGAGGAAAGAGAAGAGGGCUGUCCGCUGGGUGCCAUGCACCAAAAGCCCUAUCUCUGAGAGGCGCAUGAAAGUCACCAACUUGAUUCUCAACCACGAGUACCAGUUCAGGGUGAAGGCUGAGAAUGAGGUUGGUCUUGGCGAGCCCAGCAAACCCUGCAGACCCGUUGCAGCCAAAGAUCCCAUUGAGCCCCCUGGCCCCCCUGCAGGCCUGAAGGUGGGUGACAGCACCAAGACCUCUAUCACACUAGCCUGGUCCAAACCUGUGUACGAUGGUGGUGCCCCAAUAAUUGGCUACAGCUUGGACUUGAGGCUGAAGAGCGAGGCAGACCCUGAAAAGCCCACAGAGGGCUGGAAGAGAAUUGACACACGUGGCCCAUUGGUACUCACAGAGUUCACCAUUGGUCAGCUGGAUGAAAAACAGGAGUACGAAUUCAAGGUGUCUGCCAAAAACCAGAUGGGCUGGGGACGUCAUGCCUACUUGAAGGAGGCCGUCUCCCCCAAAGAGAUCCUUGAGGCUCCAGAGAUCGAGCUGGAUGCUAGUCUGAGAAAGGGUCUGGCAGUUAGAGCUGGAUGUCCAAUCAGGCUGUUUGCUGUAAUCAGAGGAAGACCUGCCCCCAAGGUUACCUGGAAGCGCAUCGGUGUGGACAAUGUGACCCGUCGUGGCCACGUGGACCAGGUUGACACCAUGUCCUUUCUGGUAAUUCCCGAAAGCACCAGAGAGGAUUCUGGGAGAUACUCACUAACUCUGUCCAACUCAGCGGGAGAGAAAGCUGUCUUCGUUCGUGUCAAAGUGCUUGACACCCCUGGUCCUGUUGGCGACCUAGGGGCAACUGACAUCACCAAGACAACAGCUCAACUGUCCUGGUUGCCACCAGAGAAUGACGGUGGCAGUACCAUUAUUAACUACAUUGUGGAGAAACGAGAGGUGGACAGGAAGACAUGGACCAAGUGCACAGAGGUCCUGAAGAAGACAAGCUUCAAGGUGACCAACAUGACACCUGGAAUCGAGUACUACUUUAGAGUCAUGGCCUGCAACAAGUACGGCAUUGGUGUUCCUCAGGACUCACCUAAGUCCUACCUGGCAGUUGAUCCCAUCAGUGAACCUGACCCUCCGAAGAAGAUGGACGUGUUGGAGAUCACUAAGAACAGUGCCACACUUGGCUGGCUGAAGCCACUCAGAGAUGGUGGAGCCAAGAUCAACGGUUAUGUGGUGGACUACCAAGAAGAGGGUGCACCAGAAGACAAGUGGACGCCGUAUUCUGUGGUCAAAGACCUGACCAUUGUGGUGGUUGGUAUCAAGGAAGGAAAGAAGUACAAGUUCAGAGUGGCAGCCAGAAACUCAGUGGGAGUCAGUCUGGCAAGAGAGGCAGAGGGAAUGUUUGAGAUCAAGGAGCAGCUCAUGGCUCCUAAGAUAAUCUUGCCUGAUACUGUGACCGUCAAAGCUGGAUCCAAGAUGGUGAUUGAGGCCAUUGUAGCAGGUAAACCUGCUCCUGUCUGCAAGUGGAAGCAGGGCAACGAGGAUGUGCUGACCUCUGACCGACUGUCGAUUGUAAAGACACUGACAACCUGCACGCUAAUCAUCAAAAACGUGAGAAGAAACGACAGUGGCUACUUCAGCCUGUCAGCUGAGAACAGCACCGCCAGGAUCAACCACAUCCUCAAAGUCAUCGUUAUGGAUAUUCCUGGACCUCCUGAAGCUCCUCUGGAGAUCACAGAAAAGGACAUUGAUGCCUGCACACUGCUGUGGAAUUCCCCACAAGAGGACGGCGGCAGCAACAUCACCAACUACAUUGUAGAGAAGUGUGACGUCAGCGAGGGUGACUGGAUCACCGUGUCCACAUCCUGCACUAAAACCAAAUUCAGAAUAACAAAACUGACCACUGGCAAAGAGUACAGCUUCCGAGUCCGUGCUGAGAACAGGUUCGGCGUCUCCGAGCCCAUUUAUUCUGAGAGGAUGAUCGCCAGACAUCCAUUUGAUCCUCCCAGUGAGCCCAAAAACCUGCAGAUUAACAAGGUCUGCAAGGAAUCUGUCAUCCUGUCAUGGGAGCAUCCCAGCAGCGAUGGUGGCAGCCCCAUCACCGGAUACUGCAUUGAAAAGAAGGAGAGGAACAGCCUUCUGUGGGUGAAGGCGAAUGAAUCUAUGGUCAAAGCCACCCAGUACACCUGCACCAACCUGAUCGAGGGCCUGGAAUACACGUUUAGGGUGUCAGCACUUAACAUGGCUGGACAGGGCAAACCUUGCAAACAGACUGACUUCAUCACCACCAGGAGUGCUGUUGACCUACCAGGUAAACCCGAGCCCAUGGAUGUGACCAAAAACUCUGUGUCAUUGGUUUGGACCCGACCCAAGCAUGAUGGCGGCAGCAAGCUGAUUGGCUACUACAUGGAAUACACAAAACUUCCAGAGGACAAGUGGAUUCGCUGUAAUGCAAACUGCAUCAACAUCCAGACAGAGAACUACGUGGUGACCGGCCUGGAGGAGGGUCAACAGUACCAGUUUAGAGUCAUUGCCAAGACCGCCAUCAACAUAAGCCUGCCAUCAGAGCUGUCUGACCCAAUCUCUGUCAUUGCAGAGAACGUUCCUCCUCGUGUGGAGCUGGGUGUCAACAUGAAGAACUUGAUUGUGGUAAAGGCUGGAGAGAACAUCUCCCUGGAUGCUGAAGUAUUCGGCAAACCGCUGCCCAAAGUGGGCUGGAAGAAAAAUGGAGUUCCACUGGUCCUCACUGAGGGAAUGAAGAUGACCCAGAAGAAACAUGUUCACCUGCUGGAGCUCUACUCAGUGACCAGGAAGGAGUCUGGAGACUACAGUAUCACCGCAGAGAACAUCAAUGGCUCCAAGUAUGCCACCAUAAAGCUCAAGGUUCUCGACAAACCAGGGCCUCCAGCCUCUGUGAAAAUUACUAAAGUGUUUGCUGACCGUGUUAAGAUGCGAUGGGAGCCCCCAGUUGCAGAUGGUGGCUCUGAAAUCACUAACUACAUCAUUGAGAAACGUGAGACCAGCAGGGCCAAUUGGGCACUGGUCACCUCCAAUAUCCACGGACACAUCACCGACUGCUCAGUAGAGAAACUCAUCGAAGGACAUGAGUACCAGUUCAGAGUCAGUGCUGAGAACCAGUAUGGUGUGGGAGACCCCAACAUGACUGACGCUGUCAUGGUCAAGAAUCCAUACGAUGUUCCUGGUCCCUGCGAGCCACCAGUCAUCACUAACAUUACCAAAGACUCCAUGACAGUCAGCUGGAAGGCUCCAGCUAACGAUGGCAAGGCUCCCAUCCUGGGCUACAUGAUGGAGAAACGUGAGGCUACAGAACUGACCUGGGCUAAGGUCAACCGCCGGCCCGUCAUCGACAGGACCAUCAAGGCUGCUCAGCUGACAGAAGGCUCAGAAUACGAGUUCAGAGUCAUUGCCAUCAACAAGGCCGGUCCUGGCAAACCCAGUGAUGCUUCCAAUGCUGCACUGGCUGUCGAUCCUGUCUAUCCUCCCGGUCCACCUGCCUUCCCCAAGGUGGUAGACUCCACCAAGAGCUCCAUCAGCCUCAGCUGGACCAAACCUGCAUACGACGGUGGCUGUGAGAUCAUUGGCUACCUUGUGGAGUGCAAGAGAGUGGAGGCUGAGGACUGGACCAAAUGCAAUGUCCCGAAAAAGCUCCAGGCCACUAAAUUCCUGGUGACAGGCCUGAUGGACAACACAGAGUACCAGUUCAGAGUUAUCGCUGUCAACAAGAUUGGCUACAGUGAGCCCAGCGAGGUCCCUGGUAACCACAUGGCCAAGGACAUCCUCAUUGCACCUGAAGCUGAGUUGGAUGCUGAUCUGAGAAAGGCUUUGGUUCUUCGAGCUGGUGUUACCAUGAGGCUCUACGUUCCACUGAGAGGGCGUCCGGCUCCAAAGGUGACAUGGACUAAAGUUGACGCUAACCUGAAGGAUAGACAGGGACUGUUGAUCAAGACAUCAGACUGGGACACCUUGCUGAUGAUUGAGGACAUUAACAGAUACGAUGCCGGCAAAUACGUCCUGACACUGGAAAACAGCAGUGGCUCCAAGAGUUACACCAUUGUGGUCAAAGUCCGUGACUCUCCUGGACCACCUGUGAACCUUAUCGUGAAGGAGACCUCCAGAAACCAUGCCUUUAUCUCCUGGGAGGCCCCAAUGAUUGAUGGCGGUAGCCCGGUGAAGAGCUACAUUGUAGAGAAGCGUCUGGCAGAGAGGAAGGCCUGGACCUGUGUGGCCACAGAGUGUCACAAGAUCUCGUUCAGAGUCCCCAACCUGGAGGGCGGACAGGCCUACUGCUUCAGAGUGCUGGCAGAAAACAUAUAUGGCAUUGGAGAGGGCUGUGAGACCGCUGGCAGCGUGCGAGCUUCAGAACAACCUGGUCCGGUGACAGACUUCAAAGCUCAGAAAACCACCAAGGACUCGAUCACCCUGGGCUGGAAGAAGCCUAUCAGCGAUGGUGGAAGCUACAUCACGGCUUACAUUCUAGAACAGAGUGAAGGCGAGGAAAAGUGGAAGGAGAUCAUGAAGGGCAAGAAAAACUCACACACUAUUAGCGAGCUGACCAAGGGAAAGGAGUACUUGUUUAAAGUCAAAGCACUCAAUGUGUCUGGAGAGGGGCCACCCACCGAGCUCACUGUUGUUGCCAAGGACCAGUUUGUGCUACCUGACUGCAACCUGAGCAGUCUACUCGACGGCUGCUGUGUGGUGAAGGAAGGAAGCACCAUGCGUAUUAACAUCCCUAUUACGGGAGUGCCCUACCCCACUGCCACCUGGAAGAAGGGUGAUUUGGGCCUCGGAGACACCGGCCGGAUGUGCGUGGAGGCAUCUCAGGGCAUCACCACUCUGCUGAUCAGAGACUGCCAUAGAGGAGAUGCUGGCACCUACACCAUCAAUGUCAGGAACAAUGCUGGCUCCAAGGAAUGCAAUUUGCAGUUGAAGGUGGUCGGCAAGCCUGGCAUUUGCACCGGACCAAUUAAGUUUGACGAGAUCACUGCUGAUGGUAUCACUCUCGAGUGGGCACCACCCAAAGAUGAUGGCGGUGCAGAAGUGUCUAACUACAUUGUGGAAAAGAGAAGGACAACAGACAAUAAGUGGGCCACUGUGGCUUCAGCUCUCCAGAAGAAUACCAUGAGGGUGAUCAGGCUCCAUGAUGGAGUAGAGUACAUCUUUAGAGUUUUCGCUGAGAACAAGUAUGGGGUUGGAGAGUAUCUGAGGUCUGACCCAGUAAUUGCACAACAUCCAUUUGAUGUGCCCGAUGCACCUGCUCCUCCAGAAAUCAUGAGCAUCCGCCAUGAGUCAGCCAUCUUGACAUGGGCUGAUCCAAAGGACACCGGUGGCUCCACAAUUACCGGAUAUCAUGUGGAGUUUAAGGAGAGGAACAGUCUGAUGUGGAAACGGGCCACAAAGACUCCUCUCAGAGUGAAGGAGUGCAGAGUCACUGGGCUGAUAGAGGGGCUAGAAUAUGAGUUCAGAGUGAUGGCCAUGAAUGUGGCCGGCCUGGGAAAGGCAAGCAGGGCCACUGAGGCUGUGGUUGCUCUGGAUCCUAUUGAUCCUCCUGGCAAGCCUGAAGUGAUUAAUGUCACCAGGAGCACAGUUACUUUGAUUUGGACUGCUCCCAAAUAUGACGGUGGCUACAAGUUGACUGGCUACAUGGUGGAGAAGCUGGAAUCUGGGGGCAAAGCAUGGAUGAAGGCCAAUCAUGUCAACAUCCAGGGCUGUGCCUUUACCAUCAGUGACCUGUCUGAGGGAUCUCAGUAUCAAUUCAGGGUCAGGGCCAGGAACGCUGCUGGUGCAAUCAGUGUUCCUUCAGAGUCUACUGAUCUUCUUACCUGCAAGGAUGAGUAUGAACCACCAACCAUCACUAUUGACCCUGACAUGAAGGACGGUGUAUCAGUCAGAGCUGGAGAUACCAUUGUGAUCUCAGCCUCCAAGAUCGUCGGCAAACCUCCACCCACUGCUGUCUGGUCCAAGGGAGGCCGUGAGUUCAAGACCUCUGACAUAGUCACCAUUACCAGCACCCCCACUUCCUCUAUUCUGUCCAUUAAGUACGCAAGCCGGAAGAACACAGGAGAAUACACCAUCACCGCCAGCAACCCCUUCGGCAUUAAGGAAGAACAUGUAAAGGUGAAGGUCCUGGACGUGCCUGGACCUCCAGGCCCCAUUGAAGCCAGUAACAUUUCCGCUGAGAAGUGCACUCUGACCUGGCUUCCUCCAGAGGAGGAUGGAGGCUGCAGUAUCAAGUCCUAUAUUGUUGAGAAGAGAGAGACCAGCCGUCUGCAGUGGACCAAGCUUGCUGACAAUGUCAUGGACUGCAGAUGUGUAGCCAACAAACUUAUCAAGGGCAAUGAGUACGUCUUCAAAGUGUCUGCUAUAAACCAGUAUGGCACUGGAGACUCAAGCCAGUCUGGUCCAGUCAAAAUGGUUGACAGUUUCCGCCCACCAGGACCACCCUCAACUCCAGAGAUUGACAACGUGACUAGGAAUGCUGUCACCAUUUCUUGGAAGAGACCAGUCCAGGAUGGUGGAAGUGACAUCAGAGGAUAUUGUGUAGAGAGGAAAGAGAGGAGAGGAAUGAGAUGGGUGAGAGCCUGUAAGCGGACGAUCCCUGACCUGCGCUUCAAGGUGCAAGGCCUGAGCGAGGGAGUUGAGUAUGAGUUCAGAGUCACUGCUGAGAACAAGGCUGGAUUUGGGGAGCCGAGUGAGCCAUCAUGCCCUGUGAUGACCAAGGACAUCGUGUAUCCACCUGGCCCUCCAUCCAAUCCAAGAAUUACAGACACGACAAAAACGACAGCCACCUUUGCCUGGGGCCGACCCCACUACGACGGUGGUCUGGAUGUAGAUGGUUACAUCGUUGAGUACAAAAAGGAGGGCCUUGAUGACUGGGAGACAGAGACACAGUUCCCAUUGAAAGCUACUGAAUAUGUUAUUGGUAAACUUCAAAAAGGUGGUAAAUACCACUUUAGAGUCAGUGCUGUUAACUCUGAGGGAGUUGGUGAGCCUGCAGAGAUUGAGAAAGUGACUGAACUUGUGGACCAGGAGUCACUGCCAGAUUUUGAGCUGGAUGCUGAUCUCAGGAGAACUCUAGUGGUCAGGUGUCGUGCUUCCAUCCGUAUGUUUGUUCCCAUCAGGGGGCGUCCUAUUCCUGAAGUAACCUGGAGCAAAGAUGACACCAACCUGAAAACACGUGCACACAUUGACACCACAGAGUCCUACACCCUACUGGUUAUUCCUGACUGUACCAGAUAUGACGCUGGAAAGUACCACCUUUGUCUGGAGAAUGUUGCAGGAAAGAAGACAGGCUUUGUUAAUGUGAAAGUUCUCGACACACCAGGACCACCGGUCAACCUCAAAGAGAGAGAAAUCACUAAAAAUAGCAUCACUCUCCAGUGGGAAAUUCCCAUUAUUGAUGGUGGUUCUAAGAUUCAUAACUAUAUUAUUGAAAAGAGAGAGGCCACCAAGAAGGCCUACACAGUGAUUAGCACCACAUGGCAGAAGUGUUCCUUUAAAUUUACAGACCUUGAAGAGGGAGCUUACUACUACUUCCGUAUCACUGCUGAGAAUGACCUGGGUGUGGGUCAGCCUGCAGAAACCCCUGAGCCAAUCAGGGUGUCCCAAGCCCCCUCUACACCAGAGAACUUGUACGUCACAGAUGUAACUGCUGACAGUGCCAGUCUUGCAUGGAUCAAACCCCUGCAUGAUGGUGGCAGCUUGAUCACUGGAUAUGUGAUUGAGGCCCAGAAGAAGGACACUGACCAGUGGGUCCAUGUGGCCACCGUCAAAGCUCUUGACUACACUGUCACAGAUCUGAUUGAAGGGAUGGAGUAUACCUUCCGCAUCAUGGCUGUCAAUGCAUCAGGUAGGAGCGACCCCCGUGAGAGCAGGCCAGCUAUAAUCAAGGAGCAGACUUCAGCUCCCUCCUUUGACCUGCGUGGAGUCUACCAGAAGACGGUCAUUGCCAAGGCAAGGGACCGUGUCAAGAUAGAGAUUCCAGUGCUUGGCAAACCCAAGCCUGUUGUUUCUUGGAAAAAGGAAGAUGCAGUUCUCAAAGAGACACAAAGAAUCAACACUGAACAAACAUCAAGAUCAACUAUCCUCAACAUCAAUGAGAUCAAGAGGACUGAUGGGGGCCAGUAUUCUAUGAUUGGUAAGAACAUGCUGGGAACAGUGACAGAGACAAUCACAGUCCUAGUCCAUGACAUUCCAGGUCCUCCCACUGGUCCCAUUAAGCUGGAUGAGAUCUCUUGUGAUUACGUUCUUAUGUCCUGGGAGGCACCAGAGAAUGAUGGAGGAGUUCCUAUUAGCAACUAUAUUGUUGAGAUGCGGGAGACUACGGGUACUUCAUGGAUGGAGUUGGCAGCUACAGUGAUUCGCACCACAUUCAAGGCAGCUAGACUCAACACUGGAACCCAAUAUCAGUUCCGUGUCAAAGCCCAGAACAGAUAUGGUAUUGGACCAUGUAUUGUCUCUGAACAAGUGGUGGCUGCCUAUCCAUUUGAUGUGCCAAGCCAGCCAGGUAUUCCUGUGGUCACAUCUUUCAACAAGGAUGCUAUGACUUUGAGUUGGAAUGAGCCAUCUUCUGAUGGAGGGAGCGCUAUUUUGGGAUAUCAUGUGGACAGAAAAGAGAAAAACAGCAUUUUGUGGCAGAGGAUCAGCAAAGCUCUUGUUGUUGGAAAUAUAUUCAAAUCAACAGGCCUUGUUGAUGGAAUCGCAUAUGAACAUCGUGUUACUGCUGAAAACAUGGCUGGUCUCAGCAAACCAAGCAAAUCCUCUGAGCCUAUGUAUGCUUUGGACCCAGUUGACCCACCAGGCAGGCCUGUGGCACUGAAUAUCACCAGACAUGAGGUGACAGUGUCAUGGACCAAACCAGAGGGAGAUGGUGGAUUUUCCAUCACAGGAUACACAGUGGAGAGGAGAGAGAUGCCUAAUGGACGUUGGCUGAAAGCCAACUUUAACAACAUCCAAGAAACCAUCUACACAGUCAGUGGUCUGACUGAAGAUGCAACUUAUGAAUUCCGUGUGUUUGCUAGAAACUCAGCUGGUUCUGUCAGUGCUCCAUCUCAGUCAUCAGAGGCAAUCACAUGCAGAGAUGACAUUCAAGAGCCCAGGCUUGAUGUUGACGCAUCAUAUAGCAGCAAUGUUGUUGUCAUGGCAGGAGAGGUAUUCAAGCUGGAAGCCAGUGUGAUUGGUAGGCCACUCCCAUCUCUGGUAUGGACAAAGGAAGGAAAGGAGCUUGAAGAUACAGGCAAGCUUGAGAUAAAGACAUCUGACUUCCACACAACUCUUAUAAACAAAGAAUCAUUGAGAAGAGAUGGUGGAGCUUUUACUCUGACUGCCAGCAAUCCAGGUGGUUUUGCCAAGUUCACAUUUAAUGUCAAGGUGCUCGACAGACCUGGACCACCAGACUCCCUCACUGUAACUGAUGUCACUGCUGAAAAAUGUGUCCUUAACUGGCUGCAUCCAACACAUGAUGGUGGUGCAAAGAUUGAGUACUUUAUCAUUCAGAAGCGGGAGACCAGUAGGUUGGCAUGGACAAAUGUGGCUACAGACCUUCAAGCAAAUAGAUUCAAGGUCACCAAACUUCUGAAGGGCAAUGAGUACAUCUUCAGAGUCAUGGCUGUUAAUAAGUAUGGUGUGGGUGAACACCUGGAGUCUGAAGCUGUAAUCUGUGCCAAUCCCUAUGUUGCCAGUGAUGCACCACAGCAGCCCGAAGUCACCAUCAUUACCAAAGACUCAAUGGUUGUGUGCUGGGAGCGCCCUGAACAUGAUGGAGGCAGCAGAAUAAACACUUACAUAAUUGAGAGAAGGGACAAGACUGGUCUGCGCUGGGUGAAGUGCAACAAGAGGACUGUAACUGACUUGCGAUUCAAGGUUUCUGGCCUCACACCAGGACAUGAGUAUGAAUUUAGAGUUAUUGCAGAGAACAAUGCUGGUCUGAGCCAGCCCAGUCCUUCCAGUCCAUUCUACAAAGCCAUAGACACCAUCUUCCAGCCUGGACCUCCAGGGAACCCCAGAGUACUGGACACAACCAAGUCUUCCAUCACCCUUGCCUGGAACAAACCUGUCUACGAUGGUGGUUCUGAAAUCACUGGUUACAUUGUGGAGACAUGCCCUCCUGAGGAAGAUGAGUGGACAAUUCACACUCCUAAAAAGGGAUGGACAGCCACAUCAUUCACCAUCACCAAUUUGAAGGAAAAUCAGGAGUAUAAAAUCAAUAUCUGUGCCACUAAUUGUGAAGGAGUUGGAGAACCUGCUGCUGUUCCUGGAACCCCCAAGGCAGAGGACAGACUGCUUCCUCCAGAAAUUGAACUUGGAACAGAGCUACGUAAGGUGGUCAGCAUCAGAGCCUGCGGCACACUUAGACUAUUUGUCCCUAUAAAGGGCAGACCAGCACCUGAAAUAAAAUGGUCAAGAGAGCACGGAGAAUCCCUAGACAAAGCUAUCAUUGAAAUCACCCCAUCAUUCACCACUCUUCAGGUAGAAAAUGUUGACAGGUUUGAUGGAGGCAAAUACAUGCUGACUGUAGAGAAUGCCUCAGGAAGCAAGACAGCCUAUGUUAAUGUCAGGGUGCUAGAUACCCCUGGAGCACCUCAGAAUCUAAUCGUCAAGGAGGUCACUAGAGAUUCAGUUUUCAUUGUUUGGGAUGCACCUCUCAUUGAUGGGGGCUCCAGAGUCCGCAACUACAUUGUAGAGAAGCGUGAGUCAACCAGAAAGGCCUAUUCCACUGUCUGUGCAAGCUGCCAUAAGUCAAGUUGGAAAAUUGGAGACCUGCAUGAAGGGAAGAUGUACUUCUUUAGAAUCCUGGCUGAGAACGAAUUUGGCAUUGGUCUCCCAGUGGAGACUGUUGAACCAAUUAAAGCGUCAGAGAAGCCUCUACCACCAGGUAAAGUGUCUCUUCGUGAAGUUACAGGCACCAGUGUCACACUAACUUGGGAAAAGCCUGACCAUGAUGGUGGCAGUAGAAUCAUUGGUUAUAUUGUUGAGAUGCAAGGCAAAGGCACUGAGAAGUGGAUCCAGGUUAUGGUAGUGAAGACCAAUGAGGCCCUUAUAAGUGGUCUUACACAGGGAGAGGAGUACAUGUUCCGUGUUUCAGCCACCAAUGAAAAGGGAGUCAGUGACCCACGACCUCUCAGUUUGCCUGUGGUGGCAAAAGAUCUUGUCAUUUUACCAACCUUCAAACAGCUUUUUGGCACAUUCAGUGUGCUAGCAGGUGAUGACUUGAAGAUAGAUAUACCAUAUGCUGCCUAUCCUAAGGCCACAGCAACUUGGCUCAAAGAUGGUCUUGUUCUCAAGGAGACAACAAGAGUUAAUGCUGAAACCACAGACGAGAACCUUCUUCUGGUCAUUAAGGAGGCUUGCAGAGAUGAUGUGGGAACAUACACCAUCAAAGUAAUCAACAAAGCUGGUGAGGCAUCCACAGACAUCAGUGUUGUUGUCAUGGAUAAGCCUGGUCCUCCCACUGGCCCAAUUAAGUUGGAUGAGGUCACUGCUGACAGUCUGGUUUUGACCUGGAAUCCACCAGAAUAUGAUGGUGGUUGCACCAUCAAUAAUUACAUUGUUGAGAAGAGGGACACAUCUACCACCAACUGGCAAAUUGUGUCAGCUACAGUCGCCAGAACCACAAUCAAGGCUGCCCGUCUGAAGACUGGGUUUGAGUACCAGUUUAGGAUUGCUGCAGAAAAUAGAUAUGGCAAGUCAGUGGCCCUUCUGUCUGAAACUAUUGUUGCUCAGUAUCCAUUUGAAGUUCCUAGCUCACCUCGUUCUGUUGUUGUCCAGUCAGCCACAAAGGAAACCAUGGUUGUUGUAUGGGAUAAACCCAGCAAUGAUGGCGGAAGCAAAAUUCUGGGCUAUAACUUAGAGCUCAAAGAGAGAAACAGUAUACUGUGGGUGAAACAGAACAAACAAAUUAUCCCAGAGACUAGAUUCAAGGUUGUUGGCCUUGAGGAAGGUAUUGAAUAUGAGUUCAGAGUCUAUGCAGAGAACAUUGUCGGCCUCAGCAAAGCUAGCAAACUGAGUGAAAUGCAAGUGGCAAGAGAUCCUUGUGAAAGACCAGGAAAACCUGAGGCUGUUAUUGUGACAAGAAACCAAGUGACACUCAGAUGGACGAAGCCUGAUUAUGAUGGUGGCAUCAAGAUCACAGGUUAUGUGGUUGAGAAGAAGGAGGCAGCUGGUCGCUGGAUGAAGGCCAGUUUCACCAACAUCAUUAAGACUGAAUUUGUUGUCACAGGACUUACUGAAGAUCAGAUUUAUGAGUUUCGAGUCAUUGCCAGGAAUGCAGCAGGGGUUUUCAGUUUGCCCUCUGAUUCAACUGGAGCCAUCACUGCCAAGGAUGAGGUGGAUCCACCAAAGAUUGACUUGGAAGCUAAGUACUCCCAGGCUGUGGUGGUUAAUGCUGGGGAGACAUUCAGGCUGGAAGCUACUGUCAGUGGUAAACCUGUGCCCACAAUAUACUGGCUAAAGGAGGGUCAGGAAAUUACCGAAGCAGCUCGCCUAGAAAUCAAGAACACAGAUUUUACAGCUUGUAUCAUUGUUAAAGAAGCCAUCCGUGUUGAUGGGGGUCCAUACACUUUGCUGGUAAAGAAUGUUGGAGGAGAGAAAUCUGUUAACAUUAAUGUCAAGGUCCUGGACAGACCAGGUCCUCCUGAGGGCCCUAUCACCAUCUAUGGGGUAACAAAUGAGAAAUGCUCCAUUGCCUGGAAACCUCCUUUGCAAGAUGGUGGCAGUGAUGUUUCACAUUACAUUGUUGAGAGGAGGGAAACCAGCAGACUGGUUUGGACUGUUGUUGAACCUAAAGUUCAGACACUGAACUUGAAGAUCACAAAGCUUCUUCCUGGAAAUGAAUACAUCUUCAGAGUGAUUCCUGUCAACAAAUAUGGAGUUGGUGAGCCUCUGGAAUCUGAUGCAAUGCUUGCCAGAAAUCCAUUUGUUUCUUCCAACCCACCAACAGAGGUAGAAGUCACAACAAUCACCAAAGACUCCAUGGUCGUGACUUGGGAGAGACCAGCUCAUGAUGGUGGAAGUCCUAUUCAGGGAUAUGUUGUUGAGAAACGUGACAAGGAUGGUGUGAGAUGGACUAGGUGCAACAAGCGUACAGUAAGUGAGCUGCGAUUCAGAGUGACAGGGCUCCUAGAAAACCACAGCUAUGAAUUCAGAAUUGCUGCUGAGAAUGCUGCUGGUGUUGGCACACCUAGUGCACCAACAGUGUAUUAUAAAGCAUUAGAUCCUAUCUUCAAACCUGGCCCACCCAACAAUCCUAAGGUGGUUGACACAUCAAGGUCCACUGUUUCCUUGACAUGGGGCAAACCCAUCUAUGAUGGCGGAUGUGAGAUUCAAACUUAUAUUGUGGAGGCAUGCAAUGGUGCAUCUGAUGAGUGGUUUAUGUGCACUCCUCCCACUGGAAUCACAGAUACCAAGUUUACAGUGAAAAAGCUUCUGGAGAAGCAUGAGUACCAGUUCAGAGUGUGUGCCAUCAACAAAGUUGGUGUUGGUGAGCAUGCUGAUGUUCCUGGAAAAAUUCUCCUAGAGGAGAAGCUUGAGGCUCCCGAUCUUGACCUGGAUGCUGAUAUGAGAAAAAUGAUCAACAUUAGGGCAGCAAGCACUCUCAGGCUGUUUGUUCCUGUGAGAGGACGUCCAGCUCCUGAGGUGAAAUGGGGUAAAGUUGAGGGGGAGAUUAAGGAGACUGCCCAGAUUGACAACACAGGCACUUACGCUUCACUUGUCAUUGAGAAUGUUGACAGAUUUGACAGUGGCAAGUACACCCUCACUGCAGAGAAUGCCAGUGGAGUGAAGUCAGUCUUCAUUAGUGUCAGGGUCCUGGACUCACCUAGUCCACCAACUAACUUCACAGUGAAGGAGAUAACAAAAAAUUCUGUCAGUCUUACAUGGGAGCCUCCACUUCUGGAUGGGGGUUCAAAGAUUAAACAUUAUAUUGUUGAGAAACGUGAGAGCACCAGGAAAGUUUACUCAACUAUCACUACCUGCAAUAGGAUGUCAUGGAAAGUGGAGCCUCUUCCAGAAGGUGGAAUCUUCUUCUUCAGAGUCCUGGCUGAGAAUGAAUAUGGUGUUGGUCUCCAGGCCAAAACAAUAGAACCAAUUAAAAUAUCUGAGAAGCCUCAGCCACCUGGCAAAGUCAGUGUUGUUGAUGUGACACAUAGCACUGUAACCCUCGCCUGGGAGAAACCUCAACAUGAUGGUGGUAGUAGAAUCAGUCACUAUGAAGUUGAACUCACACCUAAGGAUAGUGGCACUUGGUCAGUGUGUACUAGUGUGAAAUCGCUGGAGACUGUAGUGACAAACCUACUCAAGGGAGAGGAGUAUAAUUUCAGAGUUGUAGCUGUAAAUGACAAGGGCAAAAGUGACCCCAGACAACUAGCCCAAUCAGUUGUUGCAAAGGACCUUGUGAUUGAGCCUGCUGUUAGACCCAAGGUGAGCACCUACAGUGUCCAGGUGGGGUAUGACCUCAAGAUAGAGGUCCCAGUUGCUGGUCAUCCAAAGCCAACCAUUACGUGGACCAAGGAUGGUGCUGCUCUUAAACAGACCACAAGAGUCAAUGUUACUGACUCAGCACAUCACACCACCCUCACCAUAAAGGAUGCCACCAAAGAGGAUGGGGGCAUGUAUAGCAUUAAUGUCUCCAGUACCCUGGGUUCCAAAGAUGCCACUAUUGAGGUGAUCACCCUGGACAAACCAGGCCCACCAACAGGACCUGUCAAGAUGGAGGACAUAAGUGCCGAGAGUAUCACUCUAAGCUGGGAACCUCCUACAUACACAGGUGGAUGCCCAAUCUCAAACUAUGUGGUGGAGAAGAGAGACACAACUACAACCAACUGGGUGGUUGUAUCUGCCACUGUUGCCAGAACCACAUUAAAACUGAGCAAUCUGAAGACAGGAGCUGAAUAUCAGUUCAGAAUCUAUGCUGAGAAUAGAUACGGAAAGAGCUAUGCAAUUGAUUCAGAGCCUGUUUUGGCACAGUAUCCAUUCCAAGAGCCUGGCCCUCCAGGAACACCAUUUGUGUCUUCAUACACCAAGGACUUUAUGGUAGUUGAGUGGCACAAACCCCCCUCUGAUGGAGGAAGUGCUAUCCUGGGCUAUCAUCUGGAGAGGAAAGAGAAGAACAGUAUCCUCUGGACCAAGAUUAACAAAAUGCUGAUCCAAGACUGCAGAUAUAAAUCUACUCCUCUUGAAGAAGGUAUUGAGUAUGAGUACAGAGUCUAUGCAGAGAAUAUUGUUGGCAUUGGAAAAUGCAGCAAAGUCUCUGAGGUUUAUGUAGCCCGUGACCCAUGUGAUCCUCCUGGCCGUCCUGAGGCUGUGAUUGUGACCAGGCACUCUGUGAAGCUUAGGUGGACCCCUCCAGUGUAUGAUGGUGGAAGCUUAGUUACUGGCUAUGUCGUGGAGAAACGUGACCUUCCUGAAGGAAAGUGGAUGAAGGCUAGCUUUGCAAACAUCCUUGAACAUGAAUUCACAGUUACAGGCCUGACAGAGGACAGUAAAUAUGACUUCAGAGUAUUUGCAAGGAAUGCAGCUGGUGCUGUUAGCAAGCCAUCUGAGUGCACAGGAUCCGUCACAGCCAAGGAUGAAAUUGACCCACCAAAAUGUGAGACAGAUCCUAUAUACAACCAGUCCCUUGUUAUCAAUGCUGGGGAGACCUUCAGCCUGGAGGCCACUGUGGACGGGAAGCCCAUCCCUACAGCCCAGUGGUUCAAGGGGGAUGUUGAAGUUGAAAACUCUGCGAGGGCUGAUAUAAAAAACACAGAUUUUAAGGCUUUGCUUAUUGUGAAGGAUGCGAUCAGAGUGGAUGGUGGCCAGUACACUCUGGUUCUUACUAAUGUGGCUGGAACAAAGACCGUCCCAUUCAGUGUGAAGGUACUGGACAGACCAGGCCCCUCAGAAGGACCCCUUACUGUCAGCAAUGUCACUGAGGAGAAGUGUUCACUGUCAUGGCUGCCACCCAGGCACGAUGGAGGAGCUAGCAUAUCUCACUACGUCAUUCAAAAGAGAGAAACCAGCCGCCUGGCAUGGACUGUGGUCUCCAGUGACUGUGGAGCUACCAUGUUAAAGGUUACAAAACUGUUGAAGGGCAAUGAAUACAUCUUCAGAGUCUUGGCUGUCAACAAAUAUGGCAUGGGUGAGCCUCUUGAGUCAGUACCGGUUAUCAUGAGAAAUCCAUUUGUUCCUCCUGGUGCACCUCAGGAACUUGAGAUCACUAACAUUCUAAGGGACUCCAUGACUGUCUGUUGGAACCGCCCUGAGACCACAGGAGGCAGUGAGAUUGCUGGUUAUAUCAUUGAGAAGAGAGACAGAGCUGGAGUGAGAUGGACCAAGUGCAACAAACGUCGGGUGACAGACUUGCGUUUCAGAGUAACAGGAUUAACUGAGGACCAUGAAUAUGAAUUCAAGGUGUCUGCUGAGAAUGCAGCUGGAGUGGGUCAGUCAAGCCCACCUACACCCUACCUCAAAGCCUGUGACCCCACCUUUGAACCAGGCUGUCCAUCCAAUGCUCAUGUGCUCGACACAACUAAAAACUCCAUCAGUCUCGCCUGGCAUAGGCCCAUCUAUGAUGGUGGUUGUGAUAUUCAAGGAUAUGUUGUGGAAAUUAGCAAAGCCGAGGAGGAGGAAUGGACCAUAUGCACCCCACCAUCUGGAGUAAACGCUACCAAGUUUACUAUCACCAAGUUGGUAGAGCACCAGGAAUACAAGGUGCGCAUCUGUGCCAUUAAUAAGUUGGGUGUUGGUGAGCCCACUGAGAUCCAAGGAGUUAUAAAACCUUUGGAUAAGAUUGAUCCUCCAGAGAUGAUUCUGGAUUCAGAACUCAGGAAGGGAAUAGUUGUCCGGGCAGGUGGCUCAAUGAGAAUUUGCAUUCCAUUUAAGGGCCGUCCUACUCCUGAGAUCAGCUGGGCCAAGGAGGAUGGUCAACUGCCCAGUAAAGUUCAAAUAGAGACUGGGGAAGAUUACACUCAGCUCUCCAUUGAGAUCUGUGACAGAUAUGAUGCUGGAAAAUACAUCCUCAACAUGGAAAAUACUGCUGGCACCAAAUCAGCCUUUGUAUCUGUUAAGGUCCUGGACACUCCAGGGUCCCCUCUGAAUUUAACUGUAAAAGACAUCAAAAGAGAAAGUGUCACUCUGACAUGGGAGCCUCCUCUUAUUGAUGGUGGUGCACGAAUAAAGAAUUACCUGGUGGAAAAGCGAGAGUCCACCAGGAACGUUUAUUCUAAUGUGGACAACAAGUGUACAAAGACAAGCUACCGUAUCACUGGCCUCACUGAAGGAACGAUCUAUUAUUUCAGAGUCCUAGCUGAGAACGAGUUUGGCAUGGGAAAGCCAGCUGAGACAGAGGAUGCUGUUAAAACAUCUGAGCCUCCUCUGUCUGUGGGUAAGGUGACUUUGACUGAAGUGACCAAAACAUCUGCCUCACUCUCUUGGGAGAAGCCAGACCACGAUGGAGGCAGCAGGAUAAUGGGCUACUAUAUUGAAAUGCAGCCUGUGGGCUCAGAGGAAUGGGUGGUGGCCGCUACAACUAAAACUUGUGAGGGCACUGUCACGGGCCUUAGUGCAGGACACCAGUACCUGUUUAGAGUGACAGCAUUCAAUGAGAAGGGCAAGAGUGACCCCAGGUCUCUUGCUGCACCAGUCACUGCUAAGGAUGUAACAAUCGAGCCAAGAUUCAAGAUGGCCUUCAACACUUACAGUUUACAGCUGGGCGAAGAUCUGAAGAUUGAGAUUCCAGUAAUAGGACGUCCUGUUCCCAAGGUUGAGUGGAAAAAGGAUGGACAAGCUCUUAAGGAGACAACCAGAUUAAAUGUGUCUGGCACACCAUCAUCUACCAAGCUGUGCAUCAAGGAUGCAAGUAAAGAAGACUCUGGUAAAUACAGUAUCACUGCCACCAGCAGUGCUGGAUCAAUUACAGAGGAGAUUACUGUUAUUAUUCUUGAUAAGCCUGGCCCACCCACAGGUCCUGUGAAGAUUGAGGAGGUGAGCUCUAAUUAUGUCACUCUCUCCUGGGAGCCACCAGGGUAUACUGGAGGCUGUCAGAUCAACAACUACAUUGUGGAGAAGAGAGACACUACUACAACAGCAUGGCAGAUUGUGUCUGCUACUAUUGCCAGAACAACCAUCAAAGUCACCAACUUAAAGACUGGAGUUGAGUAUCAAUUCAGAGUGUCUGCUGAGAAUAGAUAUGGAAAGAGUUCUGCUAUUUUCUCUCCUGCUGUUAUUGCCCAGUAUCCAUUCAGUCAGCCUGCCGCCCCAGGAACACCAGUUAUUUCUGCUGCAACCAAGGAUAACAUGGUGGUUGAGUGGAAACAUCCCACCAACAAUGGAGGCAGUCCCAUCUUGGGCUAUCACCUUGAAAGAAAGGAGAAGAACAGCCUCUUGUGGACUAAACUCAACAAGCUUCUAAUCCCAGAUACACAUUUCAAGACUAUAGAACUGGAAGAAGGUAUUGAGUAUGAAUUCAGAGUCUAUGCUGAGAACAUUGCAGGGGUCAGCCCAGCUAGCAAGGUCUCUGAGAGCACAGUUGCCAGGGACCCCUGUGACCCACCAGGCACUCCGGAGGCUAUUGAUAUCACCAGAAACCAUGUCACACUCCAGUGGACCAGGCCUCAGUAUGAUGGAGGAAGUGCUAUCACUGGCUAUGUAAUUGAGAGGAGGAAGCACCCUGAUACCCGCUGGAUGAAGGCCAGCUUCACCAACAUUCUUGAUACCCGGUUCACACUCACUGGCCUCACUGAGGAUUGUGUUUAUGAAUUCAGAGUCGUUGCCAGGAAUUCUGCUGGCAUUUCCAGCCGUCCCUCUCAGACCACAGGAGAAAUUACUGCUAAAGAUGAAAUUGAAGCUCCAGGAGCCACCAUGGAUUCUAAAUUCAAAGAUCUAACUGUUGUUCAUGCUGGUGAAACAUUCAUCAUUGAUGCUGACUACACAGGUAAGCCUCUGCCUGAGGUUGUUUGGUUAAAGGAUGGAAAGGAGAUUGACAAAGCCACUCCACGAAUGGAGGUAAAGACCAUGCUUACGCGUACCAUCCUGACAGUCAAGGAUUGCAUUAGAGUUGAUGGCGGCCAUUUUGUCCUCAAACUUGUCAAUGUGGGAGGAAUUAAGAUGAUCCCAGUUAAUGUUAAAAUUCUGGAUAGACCUGGUCCUCCAGAUGGCCCACUAGAAGUCAAAGGAGUCACAGCUGAGAAAUGUUAUCUUCACUGGAACCAUCCUUCACAUGAUGGUGGAGCCAGCAUCUCUCACUACAUCAUUGAGAAGAGAGAGACCAGUCGUUUGUCAUGGACCGUGGUUGAGCCCAAGAUUCAGGCCAUCAGCUACAAAAUCACUAAACUGUUGCCUGGCAAUGAGUACAUCUUCAGAGUCACUGCUGUGAAUAAAUAUGGUGUUGGUGAGCCUUUGGAAUCUGAGCCUGUUAUUGCCCGUAACCCCUUCACCACUUCCAGUGCCCCCUCCACCCCAGAGGCCAGUGCUAUCACUCGGGAUUCUAUAGUACUUACCUGGGAAAGGCCAGAGGAUAACGGAGGAGCUGAGAUUGAAGGAUAUGUCCUUGAAAAACGUGAUAAGGAUGGCAUCAGAUGGACUAAAUGCAACAAGAAGAGACUGAAUGACCUGAGAUUCAGAUGUACUGGCCUCACGGAGGGUCACUCCUAUGAAUUCAGGGUCUCAGCUGAAAAUGCUGCUGGUGUUGGAAAACCUAGUGCACCUUCACUAUAUAUCAAGGCCUGUGAUGCCACUUAUCCACCAGGACCUCCAAAUAACCCUAAAGUCACAGACCAUUCAAGCACCACCGUCUCCCUGACCUGGUCCAGGCCUAUCUAUGAUGGUGGAGCACAGAUCACUGGAUACAUUGUUGAAAUGAAGGAGGCAGCAGAUGAUGAAUGGGUCAGUUGCACACCACACACUGGUGUACAAGUUACUCACUACACUGUAAAGACAUUGAAGGAGAAUGCAGAAUACAAUUUCAGAAUCUGUGCUGUUAACUGUGAGGGAGUAGGGGAGCAUGUUGACCUACCUGGGUCUGUGGUUGCUGCAGAGAAGCUGGAAGCUCCUGAAAUUGAACUAGAUGCUGACCUAAGGAAGAUGGUCAAUGUUCGUGCCACUGCUGCCCUCCGUCUGUUUGUGCCAAUCAGGGGAAAGCCUGAGCCUGAGGUCAGAUGGUCAAAGGCUGAUGGUACUCUGAAUGAACGUGCCCAGAUUGAAGUCACAAGCUCUUACACAAUGCUGCUGAUUGAUAAUGUUGACAGAUUUGACACUGGCAAAUAUGUACUCACACUUGAGAACCUCAGUGGCUCUAAAUCAGCCUUCAUCAAUGUUCGAGUUCUGGACUCCCCCAGCACACCUACUAACCUGGAGGUCAAGGAUGUAAAGAGAAAUUCUGUCUCUCUCUCCUGGGAGCCUCCUCUAAUUGAUGGUGGGGCUAAGAUUUCACAUUAUAUUGUGGAGAAGAGAGAGCAGAAGAGAAUGGCUUUCACCAGUGUUUCCACAAACUGUGUGAGGAACUCAUACAUCAUUUCUGACCUACAGGAGGGAGGCCGAUAUUAUUUCCGUGUAUUAGCUGUUAACGAACUUGGAGUAGGUCUGCCUGCUUCCACAGAUGUAGUCAAGGUGUCUGAGGCUCCUUUGCCUCCUGGUAAGAUUAUCUUGGUUGACGUUACUCGCCAUACUGUCAACCUUUCAUGGGAGAAACCGGAUCAUGAUGGAGGCAGCAAGAUUACAAAGUAUAUUGUGGAGAUGCAGCCCAAGGGAGAUGACAAAUGGACUGUGUGCAGUGAAGUCAAAGCACUGGAAGCUACUAUUGAUGGACUUACAACUGGAGAGGAAUACUCCUUCAGGGUGAUUGCUGUGAAUGAUAAGGGCCAGAGUGAUGCCAAACCUCUGGCUGCCCCUGUGGUGAUAAAGGACAUCACAGUAGAGCCCACCAUCAACCUUGUGUUCAGCACAUACAGUGUUAAAGCAGGAGAUGAUCUGAAGAUUGAUGUUCCUUUCAAAGGCAGACCACAGCCAGAAGUGUCCUGGAAGAAGGACGGCCAGGUGCUUAAGCAGACAACCAGGGUCAAUGUUCUUACCUCUAGGACCUCCUCCAAGAUUUUCAUCAAGGAUGCAACCAAAGACGAUGUAGGAAAGUAUGAGAUUACUCUGACUAACUCUAUUGGUACUAAGACAGCUGAUAUCUCUGUUAUAAUCCUGGACAAACCUGGUCCACCAAGCAACAUUAAGAUGGACGAGGUGAGUGCUGACUUCAUCUGUCUGUCUUGGGAUCCUCCAACCUAUGACGGUGGAUGCCAGAUUAACAAUUAUGUAGUGGAAAAGAGAGAUACUACGACAACCACAUGGCAGAUCGUCUCAGCCACUGUAGCCAGGACAUCAAUUAAGGUGUCUCGGCUUACUCAGGGAAUAGAGUACCAGUUCCGUAUUGCAGCUGAGAAUCGUUAUGGCAAGAGUCAUGCCAUUGACUCAGCUCCUGUUGUUGCUCAGUAUCCUUUUGAGCCUCCUGGUCCGCCAACCAACCUCCAUGUUUCCAAUGCCACCAAGAGUGGCAUGCUUGUGAUAUGGGGCAGACCUGCCAGUGAUGGGGGAAGCCCUGUUAUUGGCUAUCACAUUGAAUGCAAAGACCAAAGUAGCAUUCUAUGGACAAAGGUCAACAGAGGACUACUAGCUGAGAACCAGUUUAAGAUGACGGGCAUUGAAGAAGGUCUUCUGUAUCAGUUUAGAGUGUAUGCUGAGAAUAUUGCUGGCAUUGGUGCAUGCUCUAAGACCAGUGACGCUGUGGCAGCCAGAGAUCCAUGCGAACCUCCACAUAACCUUAAAGUCACCAACAUUACCAGGAGCUCAGUUUCUCUCUUCUGGGAGCGGCCAGAGUAUGAAUUUGGAUCAAAGAUUACCGGCUACAUUAUUGAGCGUAAAGAACUUCCCAAUGGUCGCUGGCUGAAAUGCAACUUCAAUAAUCUGCAGGAAACCUACUUUGAUGUCACAGGCCUCACAGAAGAUGUUCAAUAUGACUUCCAUGUUAUUGCUAAGAAUUCUGCAGAGCAGCUUAGUGCUCCUUCAGAGAGUACCGGCCCUGUUACAGUAAAGGAUGAUGUGGACCCUCCCACUAUCAUCCUGGAAGACAAGCUCAGACAGUUGGUUGUCAUUAAAGCUGGGGAUAUCAUUAGAAUUGAUGCUGAAAUCACAGGCCGUCCACUCCCUGUUGUCUCAUGGUCUAAGGAUGGAAAAGAGAUUUCAGCCAAAGCAAGGUGUGAAAUUACUUCCACAAAUUUCACAACCACCCUGAUCGUCAGAGAUGCUAUCAGGAGGGACUCUGGCCAGUAUGUCCUGUCCCUGCACAAUGUGGCAGGAACCAGGUCUGUUGCUAUCAAUUGUAAAGUUUUGGAUAGACCUGGGCCCUCUUCAGGACCUUUGGCAGUGUCUGGGGUCACAGCAGAGAAAUGCACAAUAACAUGGGGACCCCCUCAGGAGAACGGUGGUGCUGAAGUUAUGCACUAUAUUGUGGAGAAACGUGAGACAAGUCGCCUGGCCUGGACUCUUGUCUAUGGAGACAUGAAGGCAACUACCUGUAAAGUGACCAAGUUACUCAAAGGAAAUGAGUACAUCUUCAGAGUGAGGGGAAUCAACAAAUAUGGGGAUGGUGAAGCCCUGGAGAGUGAGCCAGUUAAGGCUUUGGAUCCAUUUACUGUUCCUUCAGCUCCCACAAAUGUCCAGGUCACUGCUGUUACUAGUGAGGCAAUGACCAUCUGUUGGGAAAGACCCAUUUCUGAUGGAGGCAGCAGUAUCUCUGGCUAUGUCAUUGAAAAGCGAGAGAAGACUGGUCUUCGCUGGUGCCGUGUUAACAAGAAACCUGUUUAUGACCUUAGAGUCAAAGCCUCACACCUUCGUGAGGGAUGUGAGUAUGAGUACAGAGUGUUUGCAGAGAAUGCUGCUGGCCUCAGUGCUUCUAGCACCCCUUGCCUGCUCACCAAGGCCGAAGACCCACAGUUCCUGCCUUCCCCUCCUGCUAAGCCUACGAUCAUUGACUCUACAAAGACCACUGCCACCCUGUCAUGGAAAAAGCCACUAUUUGAUGGUGGAGCCGUUGUGACUGGUUACAGAGUAGAAUACAGGAAGACAUUUGAUGAUGAAUGGUUUGUUGGAGUCCACAACACCAAGAACACAGAGUUUACUGUGGUGGGAUUGACACCUGGGGCUGAAUAUGUGUUUGUUGUCAAGUCCAUUAACAAGAUUGGGAUCAGUGAGCCCAGCCCUGAGUCAGACAAACAGGUUGCCAAAGAAAGAGAGGAGGAGCCUGUUUUUGACAUCAGUAAUGAGAUGAGGAAGACUCUUGUUGUGAAGGAUGGUAGCUCAUUCACCAUGACAGUGCCCUUCAGAGGCAAACCCAUCCCCAGUGUUACAUGGGCCAAACCUGAUGUUGACCUCAGAGUCCGUGCUGUCAUUGACACCACAGAGACCUUCACAUCCAUCACCUUAGAGAAAGCAACUCGCAACGACUCUGGCAAAUACACAGUCACCUUGUCUAGCGUAGCUGGAACCUCCUCUUUGACGCUCAAUGUCAGAGUACUGGACUCUCCUGGACCCCCUGCCUGUGUAGAAGUCAAGGACGUGACUAAGACCUCUGCUACUGUAACAUGGGACACUCCUGAAAAUGAGGGAGGAGGACCUGUCAAAAACUACCUUAUUGAUUUCCGUGAGGCCAGCAAGAAAGGCUGGACUAGAUUGACUGACACAUGUCACAGACUGACAUACAGGGUGACCGACCUGCAAGAGGGAGCAGUUUAUUACUUCAGAGUGACAGGCCAGAAUGAAUACGGUGUUGGUGUUCCUGCUGAGUCCAAAGAAGGAACCAAGAUCACAGAAAAACCAAGCCCCCCACCAAAACUUGGCGUGAGUGAUGUGACCAAAGAGAGUGUGUCACUGGCCUGGGCCAAACCAGAACAAGAUGGAGGCAGCAGAAUUACUGGCUACCUAGUGGAAGCCCAAGAGAAAGGCCAGGAGAAGUGGGUCAAGUGUGGUGUAACCAAGUCCACCCACCUCACAGUGUCUGGUCUGAGGGAGAAUGCUGAGUACUUCUUCAGGGUCAGAGCUGAGAACCAUGCUGGAUUCAGUGAUGUUAAGGAAAUGGUCAACCCUGUAAUGGUGAAAGACCAGCUUGAAUCUCCUGAGAUCAACAUGAAGGACUUCCCUCACAACACAGUGUUUGUCAGAGCCGGUUCCACCCUCAAGUGUGAGAUCCCACUGACAGGCAGACCUUUACCUAAAGUCUCGCUGUCCAAGGAUAACGUACAGCUCAAGUCAACCAUGAGGUUCAACUCUGAAGUCACCCCUGAUAGCAUCAAGAUCACUCUACGCGAAAGCAUCGCUAGAGACUCAGGACGCUACGAUAUCACUGCCUCAAACUCCAGUGGAACCACCAAGCAAUCUUUAAAUAUUGUGAUUUUAGACCGUCCCAGUGCCCCACUUGGACCAGUGGAGCUGUCUGACGUGACAGAAGACAGCGUUAGCCUGGAAUGGCUCCCACCGAUAUAUGAUGGUGGCAGCCCCAUCACCAACUACAUCAUCCAAAAGAGAGAGACAACCACAGCCAACUGGAUGGAUGUCUCUUCUGCUGUGGCUCGCUGCACCAUGAAGAUUAUGAAGCUGACCACUGGCCUGCAGUACCAGUUCAGAAUCAGGGCUGAGAACAGAUAUGGAAUCAGCGAGCACAUUGACUCACCAACUGUCACCGUCAGCCUUCCUUACACUAUUCCUGAUGCUCCAUUAACUCCAGAGGUCACUUUUGUAACUAGAGAGACCAUUACUGUAGCCUGGAAGGAGCCCAAGUCAGAUGGUGGCAGCCAUGUGUUUGGCUACCAUCUCCAGAUGAAAGACAAGAACAGCAUCCUCUGGCAGAGAGUCAACAAAAUGGUGAUCCGUGCUACACACCUAAAGGUCACUAAUAUCAAUGCCGGACUUAUUUAUGAGUUCAAGGUGGCAGCAGAGAAUGCUGCUGGAGUCAGUGCCUUCAGCAAGGUCUCUGAUGCAGUGCUGGCUAUUGAUGCGUGUGAGCCACCCAUAAACCUGCGCAUCAGUGACAUCACCAAGAACACCAUCAGCCUGGCCUGGCAGAGACCCAACUACGAUGGUGGAUCCCCAAUCAUUGGCUACAUCAUUGAGAAGAGGGAGGGUGUUAGUGCCAAGUGGUCCAAGGCUAUCCUCAACAAUGUCACAAACACCCGCUUCACUGUGACCGGCCUGACCCAGGAUGAGACAUACGAGUUCAGAGUCAUGGCCAGGAACGCCGUUGGGUCAGUGAGCAACCCGUCUGUUACUGCUGGACCAGCCACAUGUGUGGACACCUACGGUGCCCCAGAGAUUGAAAUACCUCAGGAGUACUUCAGUGAGGUCAAACACAAGGCCGGCUCUAAUGUGGAGCUCAAGUUUAAUAUCACAGCCAAACCUGCUCCAACUAUUGAGUGGUUGAAGGAUGGAAGAGAGCUUGAGCCCAGCGCCCAGCUCUCUUUUAAACACACAUUUGAGUACACCAGUGUGUUCCUGAAGGAAACCACUCGUUUGAAUUCUGGUACAUAUGAGGUCAGGGUGAAGAACUCCUUGGGAUCUGCAUGUGCUGUUGUGAGGCUGCUCAUACAAGACAAACCAGGUCCACCUGCUGGAGAGAUCCAGUUUAAGAAGGUGACUGCUGACAAUAUAACCAUCAUGUGGUCCCCACCUGCUGAUGAGGGCGGUGCCAUGGUGACUCAUUACAUUGUGGAGAAAAGAGAGACCAGCAGGGUCAUGUGGUCCAUAGUCUCAGAGAAGCUGGUGGACUGCAUUGUUAAUGUUCCCAGACUCAUCCAGGGCAAUGAGUACAUCUUCAGAGUUCGUGGAAUGAACAAAUACGGCAUUGGAGACCCACUGGAGUCUGAGCCCGUCAUUGCAAGGAAUGCAUUUGUUCCUCCUAGCGAGCCAUCUAAGCCUCAAGUCACCAUGAUUACCAAGUCCACCAUGACAGUGAUCUGGGAAAGACCUGCAUUGGAUGGAGGUAGCGACAUCGACGGCUACUACCUAGAGAAGAGGGAGAAGAAGAGUCUGCAGUGGUUCAAGGUGGUGAAGGGAACCAUCAGAGACACUCGGCAGAAAGUCACUAACCUGGUGGAGAACAGCGAGUACCAGUACAGAGUUUGUGCUGUCAACAAGGCUGGAGCAGGGAACUACUCUGAGUCUUCUGAACUCUACAAAGCUUACGACCCUAUCGAUCUGCCUGGUGAGCCAUCCAAGCUGCAUGUGGUUGACUCCACAAAGACUUCCAUCACCCUCGGCUGGGAGAAGCCCGUUUAUGAUGGUGGCAGUGAAAUCACUCACUACAUUUUGGACCAGAUGAACUCUGAAGACAAAGAAUGGGUGACCAUCAACCCACAGGUUAAGACCUGUGAAUACGUGGUGUCCCACCUCAUGCCUGGAACCUACUACUUUUUCAGAGUGUCGGCUGUCAACUCUAAGGGCAAAGGAGAGGACAUCAAAAUGUACCAACCUGUGCAAGCCAAAGAUAUCUUGGAGGAGGCUGAUCUGGACUUGGAUGUUUCAAUGACAACCCAGUACACAGCAAGAGCUGGCCGUGAUGUGGAAGUGUUUAUCCCCCUAAAGGGACGCCCCGCCCCCAAUGUCACAUGGCGCCGUGGCGACCGCAACAUGGCUGGUGACAACCGCUACUCCAUCACCAGCACUGAGCGAUCCACCACACUCCUCAUACCCAAGGUCACCCGUGAUGACUGUGGCAAGUACUUGCUGGAGAUUGAGAAUGGCGUUGGAGAACCAAAGAUAAUUAUGGUUUCCCUUAAAGUUCUGGAUAGUCCAGCCACCUGCCAGAAACUGUUGAUCAAGAACGUGACAAGAGGAAAAUUGACCCUCAGCUGGGAAGCUCCUCUCAUUGAUGGUGGUUCCCCUGUCACUAAUUACAUUGUUGAGAAGAAGGCCUCCACCAUGAAGGCUUACCAGGUGAUCACCGGAGAGUGUGCCAACACAUCCUACAAGGUCUCAGGCCUGGAGGAGGAUCGUGCUUAUUUCUUCCGUGUGUCUGCUGAAAACGAGUAUGGUGUGGGUGACACAUGUGAGACCACUGAGCCCGUCAGAGCCACGGAAACUCCAGGAGCUGUUAAAGAGCUGGUGAUGGUGGACUCCACAAAGAGCUCUGUUACCCUGCAGUGGACCAGACCUGACCAUGAUGGUGGCAGCCUCAUCACUGACUACAUUAUUGAGAAGAGAUCCCAGGAAGAGGUCACCUGGACUUUGGGUGCUACAUGUAAGCGCUGCAGCUGUGAAGUCACAGGACUCAAAGAAAACGCUAUCAUGGACUUUAGAGUAUUUGCCAAGAAUGAAAAGGGCAACAGUGACUUCUCACAGAUUGGUCCAAUCGUAGUGAUGGACUUCAUCAUUCCACCCGAUGCCCUUCUCAGCGACUACCCCAAUGGAGAGCUUGCUGUUCGCAUUGGUCAGAACAUCCACAUUGAAUUGCCCUUCAAGGGUAAGCCAAGACCAGCAAUCAGCUGGCUUAAGGAUAACUUCCCUCUGAAGGAAAGUGAGAAGAUUCGCUUCAGGACCACUGACAACAAGACUGCCAUCACAGUCAGAGGAGCCAAGAAAGAGCAUGCCGGCCAAUACACCUUGGUUCUGGACAACAGAGUCAUCAAGAACUAUUUUGACAUUAAUGUGAUCACUUUGGGAGCUCCCUCAGUGCCUGUUGGUCCUAUCCGCUUCGAUGAGAUUAAAGCUCAGAGUGUCAUCAUCUCCUGGGAUGAGCCAAAGGAGGAUGGAGGUGGCGAGAUCACCUGUUACAGUGUGGAGAAACGGGAGACUUCACAGGCUAACUGGAAGAUGGUCUGCUCCAGUGUUGUCAGGACCACAUUCAAGAUUCCCAACCUAGUCAAGGGAAGUGUGUACCAGUUCAGGGUCCGUGCGGAGAACAAGUAUGGAGUCAGUGAACCACUCAACUCCUCAGACAUUAUUGCCCAGCACCAAUACAAACCUCCAGGUCCCCCAGGAAAGCCAGUGGCCUUCAACAUCACCAGUGAUGGAAUGACCAUCAGUUGGGAGGCCCCUGAUUUUGAUGGAGGAUCCCCUAUAUUGGGCUAUCAUGUUGAGAAAAAGGACAGGAACAGCCUGUUGUGGCAGAAGGUGAACUCCUCUAUCAUCUCCAACAAAGAGUACAGAAUCAUUGGUCUCAUGGAGGGACUGGAGUACUCCUUCAGAGUCUAUGCAGAGAACAACGCUGGAAUUAGCACUGUUAGUGAACAGAGUAAACACGCACUCGCCAUCUCCCCUGUUGAUCCACCUGGCACUCCCACGUGCAUCGAUGUAACCAGAGAUUCGGUCACCCUGCAGUGGGACAUCCCCAACAGGGAUGGUGGCAGCAAGAUUGUGGCCUAUAGUGUGGAGAGGCGCCAAGGUAGAGGCAAAUGGCUGCGGUGCAACUUCACUGAUAUCAGCGAAACCCAGUUCACUGUGACUGGUUUGUCACCUGGAGACAGAUUCGAGUUCAGAGUGAUUGCUAGGAAUGCUGUGGGCACUGUCAGUCCACCGUCCAACUCCUCUGCAAACAUCAUGACCAGGGAUGAGAACAUUGCUCCUGAGAUCAUUUGGUCUCCAGAUCAGGUUCUAUCGAUGAGGGCUGGAGAGAAGGUGCAGCUCGGCUGCAGGAUCACUGGACGUCCUGUCCCCCAGGUUGUCUGGUACAAGGAUGGCAAAGAGAUCGACAAGAGGAUCAUGCUUGACAUUGAGAUCACCAGCGGUAUUGGAAACAGCAGUCUGUUUAUUCGCGAUGCUGACAGGAACCACCGUGGAAUCUACACUGUCGAAGCCAAAAACAGCUCCGGUACCAAGAAAGCUGAUGUCAAUGUCAGAGUACAAGAUACACCGGGACCUGUAGAAGGUCCAAUCCGUUUCACCGGCAUCACAGCCGAGAGGUGCACAGUGUGGUGGAACCCACCAGAGAAUGAUGGUUGUGCCGCCAUCACUCAUUAUGUGGUGGAGAAGAGGGAGACAUCCAGGAUCUCCUGGGCCUUGGUCACCUCCAAGUGUGAGGCCUGUUCUUACAAUGCCACCAACCUCAUCAGGGGCAAUGAGUACCAGUUCAGAGUCUCUGCUGUUAACAAGUUUGGUGUUGGCAAACCACUGGACUCUGAUCCUAUCAUCGCACAGAUGCAAUACACUGUGCCUGAUGCCCCUGGUACUCCAGAUGCCACGCAUGUGACUGGAAACAGCAUUACCAUGUGCUGGACUAGGCCAAGGUCAGAUGGAGGCAACGAGAUCAAACACUACAUCCUCGAGAGGCGAGAGAAGAAGAGUCUGCGCUGGCUGAAGGUUUCCUCUAAGAGGCCCAUCACAGAGCUGAGACACCGUGUCACCAAACUCACUGAGGGCAACGAGUAUGAGUUCCGUGUCAUGGCUGAAAACGGCGCUGGUGUUGGACCAGCCAGCAGUACCUCCAGGCUUUUCAAAUGUAGAGAGCCUACCAGUGCUCCUAGUGCUCCCACAGUGAUCAAGGUCACUGACUCCACUAAGUCAUCUGUCACCAUUGCAUGGACCAAGCCAGUCUUUGAUGGUGGAAUGGAAAUCAUUGGCUACAACAUUGACAUGUGUAAGGCCAGUCUGGAGGAGUGGCACAGAGUCAACAACCAGAUUUGCAUCCACACCAGUUACACUGCCAAGGGCUUGGUAGCUGGAGAGAUCUACAGGUUCAGAGUCAGUGCUGUAAAUGGAUCAGGAGAAGGCGAAGCCUCUGUGUUGGCCAGUCCUGUUCAGGCUCUGGACAGACUCACAUCUCCUGAGAUCGACAUCGAUGCCAACUUCAAGCAAACACACAUCGUAAAGAAUGGCGGUUUGGUCACACUCCAUGUUGCCUUCUGUGGCAAACCAGCGCCUCUUGCCAUCUGGUCUAAGGUAGACGGUGAGCUGCCUGUCAUGGCUGAUGUCAACACCACAGAUUCAUUCUCCACUCUGACUAUUGAGGGGUGCACAAGGUACGAGGCUGGCAAAUACACCCUGUCUCUAGAGAACAACAGUGGGCGCAAGUCCAUCACGUUCACUGUCAAAGUGCUGGAUACACCUGGGCCUCCAGGAGCCAUCACCUUCAAAGAUGUUACCCGUGGAGCCUUGACAAUGAUGUGGGAUGCCCCCACCAAUGAUGGUGGAUCCCGAAUCCACCACUACAUUGUAGACAAGCGUGAGGCCAGCCGUCUGGCCUGGCAGGAAGUCAGUACCAAGUGCUCUCGGCAGAUGAUUAGGGUAACUGGUUUGGAUAUUGGCGUGCGAUAUCUGUUCAGGGUGAUUGCUGUUAACCAGUAUGGCCAGGGAGAACCUCAUGAGAUGACAGAGCCUAUCAUUGCCACCGAAGAACCAGCACCACCCAAGAGACUGGAUGUCGUUGACACCACCAACUCUUCAGCCUCGCUGGUAUGGCUGAAGCCUGAGCAUGAUGGAGGCAGCCGCAUCAGAGGCUACAUCGUUGAAUUCAGAGCUAAAGGCACUGACCGCUGGGUAGUAAGCGAAGAGACCAAGUCCCAAAAGAUGCUAGUGGAAGGUCUGAUUGAGAACACUGAGUAUGACUUCAGAGUCAAGGCCAAGAACGAUGCUGGUAUCAGCGAGCCUCAGGGCACCUUUGGCUCUGUGGUCAUUAAGGAGCCUCGCAUUGAACCAACUGCUGACCUCAGCAGCAUCACCAACCAGCUCAUCACCUGCAAGACCUCCAACACCUUCACAAUCGACAUCCCAAUCAGUGGCAGACCCGCGCCCAAGGUCACGUGGAAGCUGGAAGAGAUGAAGCUGAAGGAGACAGACAGAGUCUCCAUUAAGACCACAAAGGAGAGAACCACUCUGGUGGUGAAAGACAGCAAGAGAAGCGAUAGUGGCAAAUACUACUUGACCCUUGAGAACACAGCUGGUGUGAAGACAUUCACAGUGACUGUAGUUGUCGUUGGCAGACCGACUCCACCCACAGGCCCAGUAGACAUUUCUGGAGUUUCCUCAGAAUCCUGCACCCUGUCUUGGUCUGAGCCAGCGGACGAUGGCGGCACUGACAUCACCAACUAUAUUGUGGAAAAACGAGAGUCUGGCACUGCCUCCUGGCAAGUGGUGAACUCUAGUGUGAAGAGAACCACUAUCAAAGUGACUCAUCUUACCAAGUACUUGGAGUACACAUUCAGAGUGUGUGCUGAGAACAAGUUUGGAGUAAGCAAGUCCAUUGAGUCUGCUGCUGUUGUCAUUGAGCAUCCAUUUGUUCCUCCAAGUCCUCCAACUCGUCCAGAUGUUGUAUCUGUCUCUGCCAGCACCAUCAGCAUCAAAUGGGAUGUGCCAUAUGCAGAUGGUGGCAGCAAGAUUUCAGGCUACUGGAUUGAGAAGAAGGAAAGGAACACGAUUCUGUGGGUGAGGGAAAACAAACUGCCUUGCCUGGAGUGCCAUUACAAGAUAUCCAGCCUGAUCGAGGGCCUGGACUACCAGUUCAGGGUGUAUGCCAUGAACAUUGCUGGACUCAGCAAGGCCAGCGAGGCCUCCAGACCUGUGACGGCGCUCAACCCUGUUGAUCCUCCUGGUAAACCCGAGGUGACGGAUAUUAGCCACUCCUCUGUAUCACUGUGCUGGACUGUGCCAUUUAAUGAUGGUGGCAGCAGGAUCGUUGGGUAUGUGGUGGAAAGGAAAGUCUAUAGCACGGAUGAGUGGGAUGACAACCGCUGGCUCAAGUGCAACUACACCACCAUCAGUGAGAACUACUUCACCGUGACUAACCUGGGAGAGGGAGAGACAUAUGAGUACCAUGUCAUCGCUAAAAAUGCAGCAGGUGUCCACAGCGCACCUUCAGAGUCUACCGGACCAAUCACAUGCAAAGACGAAUACUCUCCUCCCAAAGCUGAACUUGACAGCAAGCUGGUGGGUGAGACAGUCACGGUCUCUGCCGGCUCCGAUCUUGUCUUGGACGGUGCUGUAGGUGGUAAACCGGAGCCUACGGUCUUCUGGUCGAAGGGCGACAAGAUUUUGGAGCUGGGAGAGAAAUAUUCGCUGACCUACACUGCCACCAGAGCCAUGGCCAUCAUCAAGGACUGCAACAGAUACGACACAGGCAGAUACAUCCUGACUGUUAAGAAUGCCAGCGGAAUCAAGACUGCUGCUGUCAACGUUAAAGUACUAGACACUCCUGGAGCACCGGCUGACAAGAUCGUAAUCAGCAGAGUGACAGAGGAGAAAUGUACAGUGUCGUGGAAGAUUCCACUGCAGGAUGGUGGUGACAUUGUCACCCAUUACAUCGUGGAGCGUCGCGAGACCAGCCGCCUCAACUGGGUCAUCAUGGAGGCUGACUGCAAGUCUCUGUCAUGUGUCAGCAGCAGGCUGAUCAAGAAUAACGAGUACAUUUUCAGAGUCAGAGGAGUCAACAAGUUCGGACCUGGAGUUCCUCUAGAAUCUGAUCCCAUCAUCGCCAGGAAUGCCUACACCAUCCCGUCCCAGCCAGGCACACCGGAGGUUACAGCUGUGGCCAAGGAGCAUGUCAUCAUCGAGUGGCUGAAGCCUGAGAGCGAUGGAGGCAGCGAGAUCAAAACCUACAUUGUGGAUAAACGAGAGAAGAGCAGCACCAGGUGGACUCGAGUUAAUAAGAAUUACACCAUCUACGACACUCGUCUGAAGAUCUCAGGUCUAUUGGAGGGAAGCGAGUACAUGUUUAGAGUGACUGCUGUCAAUGCUGCUGGAGACAGCCAGCCGAGCGACGCCUCACCAUACAUCCUCUGCAAAGACCCCACUUAUACACCAGCGUCUCCAUCAAUGCCUCGCAUCACUGACACAACCAAGCACAGCAUCAGCCUGACUUGGACCAGACCCAUGUAUGAUGGAGGCUCAGACGUCAGCGGCUAUAUGGUUGAGAUCUUAGAGGAGGGCUCCGAGCAGUGGUACCGUGCCACCGCCAAGGCACUCAAGACCAAUGAGUAUGUGGCAGCUGGCCUGACAGCCAAUAAGAAGUAUAGAUUCAGAGUAGCUGCCAUCAACAACAACGGCACCGGGGAGUUCAGUGAACCAAGUGCUGAGGUCCAGCCUCUAGAGAGAAUUGAAAUUCCUGACCUGGAGCUUGCCGACGAUCUGAAGAAAACGGUGUGUCUGCGAGCCGGAGGAACCCUGCGUCUGUUUGUGUCUGUCACUGGCCGGCCAAUACCAGUGGUGUCCUGGAGGAAGACAGGUGUGGAGCUGCAGACCCGUGGCUUCAUUGAAACCACCAAUAGCUACACCAUGCUAAUGGUGGAAAAGGUUACUCGCUAUGACUCUGGAAAAUACGUUGUGGAGGCAGAGAACCCAUCUGGCAAGAAGACUACAACCAUUCUGGUCAAAGUCUAUGACACCCCUGGUCCUCCAGGUUCAGUGAAGGUGAAGGACUACACCAAGGAGUCAGUUGUGAUCACCUGGGAUGUCCCGAGCAUUGAUGGUGGUGCUCAUGUCAGCAACUACAUUAUAGAGAAGCGUGAAGCCAACAUGAAGUCAUACAAGACCAUCACCACUGAGUGUAGAAAGACCCUGUUCAGGAUCACUGGCCUGGAGGAGGGAGUGCACUACUUCUUCAGAGUCCUGCCAGAGAACAUCUAUGGCGUCGGUGAGCCGUGCGACACGUCUGAGGCUGUGCUGGUGUGCGAGGUGCCAUCAGUGCCUUUGAGCCUCCAGAUGGUUGAUGUCACUAAGUCCUCAGUCACACUGCUCUGGGAGAAGCCAGUGCACGAUGGCGGCAGCAGGCUGACAGGUUACGUCAUCGAGGCCUGCAAAGUGGGCCUAGACAGGUGGACUGCCGUGGCGACAGUCAAGGCGUCAGUGUCCCAGCACACCAUCCAAUCCUUGAUGGAGAAUGACCAGUACCUUUUCAGAAUCAGAGCCACCAACAGCAGGGGAGCCAGUGAGCCCAUGGACAUUGUAACUCCGAUCACAAUUCAAGAGAUUAAGGUGAUGCCCAAGAUUGACCUGACCAGCAUCCCUCAGAAAAUAGUCCAUGUGCACCGUGGCAAACCCAUCGACUUUAACAUCCCGAUAAAAGCUAAGCCACAGCCUGAAUGCUCCUGGUUCUUCGGUGGUGCCAAGUUGAAGGACAGCCUGGACCGCAUCAAAAUUGACAGCAACGGCAAAUAUACCCACCUUGUCAUACGUGAUACCACAAUCAGUGACACGGGAGACUACACGCUGCAGGUUAAGAAUGCCAUUGGCAUGGCAACAGAGGUCAUCAAGGUCAUCAUACUUGACAAACCUGGAAUCCCAGUUGGUCCAAUGAAGAUUGAGGAGACUGACGGUAUUUCAGUGACCGUCAGCUGGGAACUUCCAGAGAAGGACGGUGGGGCCAAUGUCAGUGGCUACGUGGUGGAGCAGCGUGAUGCCCACCGGCCAGGCUGGUCCACCAUCUCAGAGUCAGUGACCCGGCCCUGCUUCAAGUUCACCAGACUCACAGAGGGAACAGAGUAUGUGUUCCGUGUUGCAGCCAUGAAUCGCUUUGGUGUUGGUGGCUUCCUGCAGUCUGAGGUGGUGGAGUGCAAGAGCGCCAAGACCAUCCCUGGACCUCCAAGCAGGCCAAAUGUGCUUGAUGUAACCCACGAGGGUAUGACCCUGACCUGGCAACCACCUGAGGACAAUGGUGGCUCCACCAUUGCCGGCUACAUAAUUGAACGUAAGGAGCCCCAUUCUGACAGGUGGAUGAAGAUCAACAAGAACCCUGUCACCAUGACCAGGUACCGCUCCUCCGGCCUGAUCGAGGGCCUGGAGUAUGAAUACCGUGUCACUGCCAUCAACUCGAGAGGAGCUGGGAAACCCAGCGAGAGCUCUGUCAUUACUGUCGCCAUGGAUCCCAUUGAGCCUCCAGGAGCUCCAGUUCAACCUAGAGUCACUGACAGCACCAGGACUUCAGUCUCUCUGGCCUGGUUGCCACCUGAAGAGGAGGGUGGUGCUGUGAUUACUGGCUACUUUAUCGAGAUGCAGAAGGUGGACCAGGUGGAAUGGACAUUGUGCAACACCACACCCACCAAGAUGUGCGAGUACACUCUCACCCACAUGCCCCAGGGUGCUGAGUACAAGUUCAGGGUCAUCGCUUGCAAUGCUGGUGGUUCCGGAGAGCCUGCAGAGAUUCCAGGAGUUGUUAAAGUCCAGGAGAUGCUGGAUUAUCCCAACUAUGAGCUUGAUCGUAAAUAUGAGGAGGGCUACGUAGUGCGGCAGGGUGGAGUCAUCCAUCUGUCUGUGGCCAUCAAGGGUAAACCCAUCCCUACAUGUAAGUGGACCAAGGAUGGUCGGGACAUCUCCCAUCGAGCCAUGAUCGCCACCCACGAUGACAUCACCGAGUUGGUCAUCAAAGAGGCGCACAAAGACGACACCGGUACCUACGACCUAGUGCUGGAGAACAAAUGUGGCAGGAAGGCCGUGUACAUCAAGGUUAAAGUGAUUGGACGCCCUGAUUCCCCAGAGGGCCCUCUGGAAUUUGAUGACAUUCAAGCUAGAUCCUUGCGGGUUAGCUGGAGACCACCUUCAGAUGAUGGCGGUUCUGACAUCCUAGGAUACAUCGUGGAAAGGCGUGAGGUACCCAAGGCUGCCUGGUGUACAGUGGACUCCCGGGUAAUCGAGAAUUCUCUGGUGGUGAAAGGCCUGAAGGAAAAUGUGGAGUAUCACUUCAAGGUUUCUGCUGAGAACCAGUUCGGUGUCAGCAGAUCUCUCAAGUCUGAUGAGUCUGUCACACCUAAGACACCACUUUGCCCACCAGAACCUCCUAGCAACCCACCUGAGAUUAUGGACGUGACCAAGUCUACAGUGUCUUUGUCCUGGGCCCGUCCUCGGGAUGAUGGAGGCUCUCGCAUCACAGGAUACUAUGUGGAAAGGAGGGAGGUGUCGACAGAGAAGUGGGUCCGCCAUAACAAGACCCACAUCACCACCACCAUGUACAAUGUGACUGGUCUCAUUCCUGAUGCAGAGUACAUGUUCAGAGUAGUGGCUCAGAACGACAUUGGGCAAAGUGAACCUGGUCCUGCUUCAGAGUCGUUGGUCUGCAAAGAUCCAUUUGACAAACCCAGCCAGCCAGGAGAGAUCGACAUCAUCUCCAUCACCAAAGACUGCAUCACCAUCCACUGGCUCAGGCCUGAGCAUGACGGAGGCAAGGAGAUUCUAGGCUACUGGAUUGAGUUCAGGCAGGCUGGAGAAAGUGCCUGGAAGAAAUGCAACAAAGAGCGCUCCAAGGAUCGUCAGUUCACCAUGGGUGGAUUAAUGGAGGCCACCGAGUACGAGUUUAGAAUCUUUGCUGAGAAUGAGACUGGAUUCAGCCGACCUCGUCGCACACCUAUGGGCAUCAAGACUAAACUGAGUGUUGGUGAAGCUCCAGCUUUGAAGGAAGGGAUCCAAGAUGUUACCACCAAACUUGGUGAGUUGGGCAGUCUGACCUGUGGCAUUAUUGGCAGACCUCUGCCUGAGAUCAAGUGGUACCGCUUCGGAAAGGAACUGAUUCAGAGCCGCAAGUACAAGAUGAGCUCAGAUGGCCGUAACCACUCCCUCAGUAUCCUGACAGAUGAGCAGGAAGACGAGGGCGUGUAUACCUGCAGGGCCAUCAAUGAGGCCGGAGAGAUUGAAACCAGCGGCAAACUGCGUCUUCAAGCAGCUCCUCAGUUCCAUCCUGGGUUCCCUCUGAAGGAGAAGUACUUUGCUGGAGCUGGCACCAGUCUCCGCCUGCAUGUCGUCUACAUUGGGCGCCCCAUCCCCCAGAUCAUGUGGUUCUAUGGCAAGAAGCCUCUGAAUUCAUCAGAAAAUGUGAUCAUUGAAAACACAGAAAGCUACACCCACCUGGUUGUGAGGAACGUCCAGAGAAAGACAAAUGCCGGCCGCUAUAAGGUUCAACUCAGCAAUGGGUUUGGAACCAUUGACACUGUUCUGCGUGUUGAAAUUCAAGAUAAACCAUGCAUCCCUGAGGGUCCAUUGGUUAUUGAUGCUCUGCUAAAGAGCUCAGUUGUUAUCAGCUGGAAAGCUCCCAAGGAUGAUGGAGGUUCCAUGAUCUCAAACUACAUUGUGGAGAAGCGUGAAGCCAAAGAGGGUGAGCAGUGGCACCUGGUGUCCUCCUCAGUCUCUGGCACCACCUGCCGUGUCCCCAACCUGAUAGAAAAUGCCGGGUACUACUUCAGAGUCUCUGCCCAGAACCAGUACGGAGUCAGCGAGGCUCUGGAAAUCCCAUCAGUUGUCAUCAUUAAGAGUCCAUUCGAAAAACCGGGCAUCCCACAGCAGCCCUUCAUCAUCAGCUCCGCCAAGGACUCCUGUGUUGUCUGCUGGAAGCCUCCAAGCAGUGAUGGUGGAGCUAAAAUUUCAAACUACUAUCUGGAGAAACGUGAGAAGAAGCAGAACAAGUGGAUUUCAGUUACCAACAAGAAGAUCAUGGAGACCAGUUACGAGGUCACGGGCUUGAUUGAGGGAUUCGAGUAUGAGUUCCGUGUCAAGUGUGAGAACAUGGGUGGUGAGAGCGGCUGGAGCGAGACCUCUGCGGCAAUCAUCCCGAAGUCUGACCAGUCUCCUCGCGCUCCUGCAUUCAGGGAGGAGAUCAGGGACAUGAACGUCAAAUACCAAGCCAAUGCUACCUUUGUCACUAAGGUGGUGGGACAUCCAAAGCCUGUGGUCAAAUGGUACCGCAGUGGAAAGGAAGUUCUGGCAGAUGGUACCAAGAUCAAAGCUCAGGAGUUCAAGGGAGGCUACUACCAGCUUGUCAUCACAUCUGCUGAUGAGAAUGAUGCCACGGUUUAUCAAGUCAGGGCAACCAACCCCUCAGGAUCUAUCUCUACAACAGCCAACCUGGAAGUGGAAGUUCCUGCUAAAAUCCACCUGCCCAAAGAGCUCCAGGGAAUGGGGGCAGUCCACGCUGUCUGUGGAGAUCAGAUCACCAUCAAGAUCCCCAUCACUGGCAAGCCUGAGCCAGCAAUCAUUUGGCAGAAGGGCCAGGAGAUCCUCUCCAACUCUCCUCACCACCAAGUCAUCACCACCAGGUCUUUCACCUCCCUGGUCUUCCAUAAGGGAGUGCAGAGGAGAGAUAAUGGCUAUUACAUUAUUACUGCAAAGAAUAGGUUUGGAAUGGACAAGCAAACCAUCGAGGUGAAUGUGGCUGACAUACCUGAAGCUCCAAAGGGACUCGUGGUCAGUGAUAUUACUCGGGAUUCCAUCACUAUGACCUGGGAGCCUCCUGCCAAUGACGGGGGUUGUGACAUUAUUGGCUACAUUGUGGAGAAGUGUCCCACCACUGCUGACAGGUGGAUCCGUGCUGGACAGACCACCGACUGUAGCAUCACCAUCAUCAACAUAUUUGGAAAGACCAAAUACCAGUUCCGUGUCAUUGCUGAGAACGGGUUUGGUCUGAGUCCUCCUUCUGUGCCAACUGAGCCCAUCACUACAAAAGAAGACAAGUCUGUGAUUAGGAAUUAUGAUGAGGAAGUGGAUGAAGCCAGAGAGAUCACCAAGGACGAAGCUCUAUUCUACAAGGUGAAGGAGUUGUCCUCCAAGUACAUCAUCUCUGAGGAGCUUGCUCGCUGCCAGUUUGGAGCAGUCCACCGCUGCGUUGAGAUUGCUACUAAGAAGACCUUCAUGGCCAAGUUCAUCAAGGUCAAAGGAACUGACCGGGAGUUGGUUCUUAGGGAAAUUGAGGCCCUCAACAUAGCAAGGCACAAGAAUGUAAUUCACCUGCAUGAAUACUUUGAAAGUAUGGAAGAAAUUAUCCUGAUCUUUGAAUUCAUUUCUGGAGUUGACAUCUUUGAGCGCCUUGGAACCAGCAACUUUGAGCUCACGGAGCAGGAGAUUGUCCGCUACCUGAGGCAAGUCUGCUCUUCCCUCAAGUUCUUGCAUAGCAGCAACUUCGGUCACUUUGAUGUCCGCCCAGACAACAUUGUCUAUUCUACAAGGAGAAGCACCACUAUAAAGAUUAUUGAGAUGGGCCAAGCUCGGCUGCUAGUGCCAGGAGAAAACAUCAGAAUGCUGUUCUCAGCUCCAGAGUACUGUGCCCCAGAGGUCCACCGCCAUGACUUAGUCACAACAGCCACUGAUAUGUGGUCUGUUGGUGUUAUGGCCUAUGUUUUGCUCAGUGGCCUUAAUCCAUUUGCAGCAGAGUCAACUACGAAGAUGAUUGAGAACAUCUCCAACUGUGAGUUUAUCUUUGAUAGUGAAGCAUUUAAGGACAUCAGCCUGGAGGCCAUGGACUUUGUGGACAGACUUUUAGUCAAGGACAUGAAGCUCCGUAUGACCGCCCAUGAGGCUUUGGAGCACCCAUGGCUCAAGAUGAAGAUUGAGCAUGUCAGCAACAAGGUCAUUAGGACACUGAGACACAGAAGGUACUACCAGACCUUUGUGAAGAGGAUGGACACUAUCGUAUCGGCAGCUCGUGUUGCUUACGGUGGCGCCUUCAAAAACCAGAGAGGAUUAGCUGUGGGUAAAGUGAAGAUUGGCACCGAGUACCAUGGCCUUCGUGCUGGUCCAGUCAUGCAUGGCUCAGCUGAGGAAGGCGGCCAUGUCAGAUUCACUUGUAGCAUUGCCAACUAUGACAAGAGUACACAGGUGUCAUGGUACUUCGGAAACCGUCAGCUACACCCAAGCCCCAAGUAUGAGAUCACUUACACUAAUGGUUUUGCUAGCAUUUAUGUUAAGGACAUUGAAGACAGUGAUGAUGGUGUGUACAGAUGCAAGGUGGUGAGUGACGAUGGAGAGGACAGUGCUUAUGGAGAGCUUUUUGUUGAUACAGUAAGAAGCAUCAGAGAGCACUUUGUAAGCCGCUCCAUCAAGAAACUGAGGAAGAGAGUUGACAAGACUAAACUCCUGCAGAGACCACCAGAGUUUACUUUGCCUCUGUACAAUAGCGCUGCCUACAUUGGCGAAGAUGUCCGCUUUGGUGUCACUAUUACUGUGCACCCGGAGCCUCAUGUAGCAUGGCUUAAGAAUGGAGAGAGAAUCAGGCCAGGCGACGACGACAGCAAGUACACAUUCACCAGUGAUAAGGGUCUGUACCAGCUAAUGAUCCACAACCUGGACAUGAACGAUGAUGCUGAAUACACAGUCAUGGCCCACAACAAGUUUGGAGAAGACAGCUGCAAGGCUCGCCUCACUGUGACACCUCAUCCUGUGAUGGAGGAAACAAUGAGGCCCAUGUUCAAACGUCUCUUGGCUAAUGUGGAGUGCAUAGAAGGGCAUAGUGUCCAUUUCGAACUCAGAGUCUCAGGAAUCCCAAGUCCUACUCUGAAAUGGGAAAAGGACGGUCAACCACUACAGUUUGGUCCUAAGGUUGUUGUCAUACAGGAAGAUGUUGAUUACCAUGUCCUACAUGUCAGAGACACACUGCUUGAGGACUCUGGUUUGUACAAGGUUACUGCAACCAACUCAGCUGGCUCUGCAAGCUGCCAGGCUACACUGAAGGUCGACCGUCUGACCUAUACCAGGAGAGAGUAUAAGAGCGAGGAGGAAAAAUACAGACACAUACAGAAAGAAAUUGAAAAGACGAACAAGAUGGCUCAACGAAUUGUUGCCACUGAGGAGCUUGUACCUUUCAACCCAACAGCCCAGGAGGCCCUCAAAUUUGCUGCAGAGAUGUACAAGCCUGCAGUGAGUACCAAGAACAUUGAAGGUGAGUUUGACAUCACAGUGGAGAAGUCUGAUACCAAGAAGCUGGAGGAGGAAAGGAGGAUCUUCAUGCCAUAUGAGAUGCCUGAGCCAUUAGUUCACGAUCCUCGGGUUUUGGAUGAAGACAAGGCCAUCAAACAGUUUGUACCUCUCUCUGAUAUGAAGUGGUACAGAAAGCUGAGAGACCAGUAUGAGAUUCCAGAGAGGAUGGAAAGGAUUGUGCAGAAGAGACAGAGACGUAUUCGCUUGUCUAGGUGGGAACAGUUUUAUGUCAUGCCCCUUCCCCGAAUUACUGACCAGUACAGGCCUAGAUGGCGUAUUCCAAAACUCAGCCUGGAUGAUCUGGAGACUGUCAGGCCUGCACGCCGUUCACCCUCCCCUGAAUCUGAGGUUUCCUUCAAAUCGAGGAGGAGAUCCCUGGCAGACCUGAGCGACGAGGAGCUUCUGAUGCCUGUGGACGACUACCUCACCAUGAGGAGAACAGAGGAGGAGAAAAUGAUGCUGGAGGAUGAACUGGAGCUCGGUUUUUCUGCAUCUCCUGCUGGCAGCCCUGUCCGCAUAGAGCGGCGUGCCAUGGAACGUGAAGAGAGGAGACAGGAGUUCAGGCAGGAGUCUGUUGAAGUUGUUGAGAAGAAGAAGCGUACUGUUUCUCAGUUCAUGAGGAGGAGAAGAUCAUUGUCUCCCACAUACAUUGAGCUGAUGCGUCCUGUCGCAGAGCUGAUCAGACCAUCUCGGACCAGGCCACCUGUGGAAGUAGAGGGAGAGAUUGUGGGGAGGAGGUCCCCCACCCCAGAGAGGACUCGUCCCCGCUCUCCCAGCCCCAUCAGAUCAGUUGAGAGGUCUUCCCGCUCCUCCUCCAGGUUUGAGAGAUCUGCCCGCUUUGACAUCAUGUCCCGCUAUGAGGCCAGAAAGGCUGCUCUGAAAUCAGAGAGAAAAUAUCAAGUUGUCAGCCAGACACCUUUCAGCCUUGAUCAUGCUCCCCGUGUGACCGUCAGAAUGCGUUCUCAUCGCAUACCGAUUGGCCAAGACACCAGAUUCACGCUGAACAUGCAAGCCAAGCCAGAGGGUGAGAUCAAGUGGUUCCAUAAUGGAACUGCAAUCUCUGAAAGUAGUGAGAAAUAUGUAUUCACCAACAUGAGUGGUGUUUUGUCCAUCGGUAUCCUGGACUGCCAGGAAGAUGACAGUGGCACAUACCGUUGUGUCUGCUCCAACUCUAAGGGUGAGGCAUCAGACUAUGCCACACUGGAUGUGUCAGGUGGAGGAUACACCACCUUCUCCUCUCGCCGCAAAGAUGAGGAAGUUACCAAAGCAUUUGUCCCUGAAGUAACUCGUAUUGACCACUAUCACACCACACACUUUAAAACUGGCUAUGCCUCCCAGACCCACUUUGAAGUGGAGGAGAGCAAGUCUAAGUUGACCGAGACACAUGAGGUUGCUACUCGUGAAAGAUAUGCAGCCUCAUCUGAGAGGUAUGAUUCAUCUAUCAAAUACGCCUCGGCUGAAUACCUGUCAUCUGCUUCCUCCUACUCAUCAGACACAUUUUCUCUUACUGGGAAGCACUCCACUUCUGAAUCCAAACUUAAGUCAUCCUCUGCUGCCGUAGCUAAGGAAGCUUCAGUCCAAAAGGUGAAGCCUUCUCUUCCGGCUAGGAUCCUCACCAAGCCUCAGUCUGUGACGAUUGAAGAGGGAGAGACGGCCAGAUUCUCCUGUGAUAUUGAUGGGGAGCCUGCACCCAGUGUUUCAUGGAUGCACGAGAGCAGAACUCUUGUUGCGUCUCACCGUGUCCAGGUCACCACAACUCAAUACAAGUCCAACCUGGAGGUUUCCUCUGUGAUGACUUCAGACGAGGGCAGUUACACGGUGGUGGUAGAGAACUCGGCAGGCAGACAGGAGGCUCACUUCACUUUAACCAUUCGCAGAGCAGCUCCCAAAGUAGAAGUUAAGGCUGUCAAAUCCCCUGAGCCAUCUGUAGAGUCACCAUGUCCUAGUGUAAAGUCUCCAGUGCCUUCAGUCACAUCACCUGCUCCCUCCAUAACAUCCCCUGUUCCCAGUGUAAAGUCACCUGAACCCAGUGUUACAUCCCCCGUGCCUUCAAUUAAAUCACCAACACCAAGUGUCAAAUCCCCUGUACCAUGUGCAACAUCUCCUACUCCGAGUGUGAAGUCUCCUGAACCAGAUGGAAUUAAGUCUCCUAGGAGUGUCAAGUCUCCUGUGCCAUCUGCAACCUCUCCAGCACCCAGCUUAAAAUCACCAGCUCCAACUGUCAAAUCUCCUGAACCUGAGGGAGUUAAGUCACCACGUGGUAUAAAAUCCCCAGAACCCAGACUCAAGUCACCAACACAAAUUAAGUCUCCAGAGAGAGUGAAGUCACCUGAAUCUGUGGAACUCAAAUCCCCUCGUGGUGUCAAAUCUCCAGAACUCCCAGGACUCAAAACACCAAAAGGAAUGAAGUCCCCAGAACCUGCUGGAAUAAAAACACCGAAAGGCAUCAAGUCCCCAGAACCGACAGGGAUCAAAUCGCCCAGGGUGUUAAAGUCCCCUGAGCCAGAGGGAAUCAAAUCACCUCCUAGGAUGAAGUCUCCUCCUCCGAUCAUGUCCCCUAAGAGGGUUGUGUCUCCACCCCCUGUCAAAUCCCCAAUCCCGAAACCUCCCAAGGUUCUGAGUCAACUAACAGCUGAAGCCUGUGAGGGCUCAGUCAGGAUGUCCUGUGUCUGUGAGAAGAGUGUCAGAGAGGUGGUGUGGUACGUCAACGGGAGGAGACUUUCGCAGAGCAGUCACCUUGAGAUGCAAUACUCUGAGGGCUCCUGCAGCCUUGUAAUCCACAAUCUUGCGGACAGCGAUCAGGGAGAGUACACCUGUGAGAUGACAUCAGAGGGAGGAGUAUCCAAAUCCUCCUUUUCCUUCACUGGACAGGUGUUCCAGUCCAUACGCAUGAAGAUCACAGCCUAUCGUGAGCAGCAAGUGGCUCUUAAAGGAUCAUCGAUGAUGAGUCACAAGGAAUCUUCAGCAUCCAUGAGCUCAUCCAUGAUGAAGAAAGAAAUCCACACAAUGGAAGAGUCGUCGUUUUCUUCCUCCACCCAGCAAGCCAUGAUGUCAUCCAUGAUGGAGUCCAGCUCCUUCAGCAGCAUGGCAGCUGAGAUGAAGUUUGAGACCAUGUCCAUGUCCAGCAUGUCCACGGUCGCAUCUGAGACGUACGCACUGAGCUCCAGCAGCCUCACCGAGGGGUCUUCGUUCAGAGCAAUCGGUUCUGCGCCCAGAAUCGAGGCUCUGCCGGAGGACAUCAGCAUCGAGCCGGGCAAAGUCCUGACAGUCACCUGUGCCUUCUCCGGUGACGCCAAACACAUCGAGUGGUCCCGCGGUGGCAAAACCAUCGAGGUGACUGCUGGUGGACGCUUCCACAUAGAGACGACGGAGGAUCUAACCACCCUCAUCAUCACCAGGGUUAAAGAGGAAGAUGCAGGAACCUAUACCCUCAAACUGUCCAAUGAGCUCGGAUCUGACUCAGCAACUGUUCACAUUAGCAUUCGAUCAGUGUAAAAAAAAAUCUUCCCCUUUUCUCUACUUCCAUACCUUUUUAUUUAUUAAUUGAGCAAAAUAAUCUACUUGAUAAAGAUCUCAAUUUCUGUUCUUGUAUAUAUAUCUUAACUAUUUUUGUACCAAACUUGACAUUAAUUUAUGCCAAACUAGACUAAAGUCUAAAGUUGUUAUAAAAUGUGCCAUAUUGGAUAACUAUGACUUAGGAUUUUUGAUCCAUUUUUCUGUGACAUGUACAUAAUGUAUAUAGCCGAAUUUAACGGUUAUGGGAAAUGUAUGUAUUGUUAUUUAUGACAAUAAUAUUAACUGAAACAAAAUGAAACUAAAUGUGGUUUAACAGGAGAAAGUUUCAUCAGAAACGAAUACCCUGUUAAACUGAGAAACUAAACUGUGCCUCAACGAUAAGUUGAAGUCUUAAGAUUGCCUCAGCAGGUAGAGAGGCUCCCUGUUGACGAUAACUCAAUCAGAGACAAACUAUACAUGCACUGCUGCAGAGUGAGAGCAGUGCAGGUGCUUUGUAACAUGAGUAUGAGAUCCUGAGUCCUGUUUGCAUUUACCCUCUUGUAAGCAGGACGACUGGACCUCGCACUCUUACGGAUUAUGUCAUACCGCCAUUUUCAUGACAUGCUCACAGUGCGAGCGGCCUGCACUCCCUGAGCACAUGUUUCUUUUUUGUUUUGUGCUCUGCUUCUGGCAAACGACCUCUUGCUCGGGCUCCUCAGUUACCACCAACCUGGCCAAUCACGUGAAACAAGAGUCCUUCCUGCGCUCGUUUGCAGAGGCAGAGCUGUCUCUCGGAGGUCUGCAGCGUUUUUUGUGUGUUAGAUUUUAGUUCACUUGUCAGUCAAGCAGAUGCAGCGCAGCCGAAACAAACUGAGCUGCAUUAAACCCAGGACAGAAUCCAGCGUGGUCCUGCGUGUUGCUCUGUGUUUUGGUGUGAUUGAAGUUGGAGUUGUAGCAUGGAACUAUUUUCGCAGCCUCCUUGAGUUUUCUCCAAUUAUUGAUUUAAUAAAGCAUGAUUAUCAGCACUGCA
Molecule: messenger RNA, 57376 nt
Organism: Paralichthys olivaceus (Japanese flounder)
Lineage: Eukaryota; Metazoa; Chordata; Actinopteri; Pleuronectiformes; Paralichthyidae
Source: RefSeq, a predicted model, not a curated record